UACUUGUAAACACAGUUCUACGCUUAAUGCACAUCAUUUCUUCUCUGUUUAUAACGCAUAUUAAAAGCUACAUGUUUACAACAGCGGAUUAAAUAAACUGGUAACUGAGAACAGGGUAUAGAAAAUUUGAGAUGUCUAAUUCAAAAAAGCUUCCACCAAGGCUAGAACCAUCUCGAAGCCCAGCGACUCAGCCAUCACUAGCAGACGAAGCUGUUUCAAGAGUUGCAGAUGAGAGGGAUUAUAUCCAGAAAAAGGUUUUCACAAAAUGGUGUAAUAUUCACUUGUCAAAGGCAAAUGCUGAAAUUGAAGAUUUGUUUGAAGAUUUUCGAGAUGGCAAGAAAUUGAUCCUACUUUUGGAGAUUCUUACAGAUGAAAAACUGCCGCGUCAGAGAGGAUCACUUCGAUUUCAUCUUCUGCAGAACGUUUCAACUGCUUUAGAUUUCUUACGCUCGCGAAAGAUAAAACUCAUCAACAUUCGGAAUGAUGACAUUGUGGAUGGAAAUUCAAAAUUAACUCUUGGUUUAGUUUGGACGAUCAUUCUACAUUUUCAAAUUUCUCAAGUUCAAGUGUUAUUUGACGAAGAAAAAGUCUCUCCAAAAACUACACUUUUGUUAUGGUGCAAAGCAUAUUGCGAUGGAUAUCCUAAUGUAAACAUCACCAAUUUUACAACAAGUUGGUCAGAUGGUUUGGCAUUCAAUGCUAUAAUUCAUAGACACAGGCCAGAAUUAAUCGACUAUGAAUCAAUGGAGAAUGCCAGUCCAUCAGUUCGACUUGAAAACGCAUUUAGUGUUGCAGAAAAAGAACUUGGAAUACAUCGCCUUCUUGACGCUGAAGAUGUCAUUCGCAGUCCUGACGACAAAUCAAUCGUGACAUAUGUCUCAUCCAUUCAUAAAGUUCUUCCAUCCAAACCACCUGUGCUAUUAACUCAACUAGAUGAGGAUCUUAAAAUGGCUCAUAAAACUUAUUGUGAACGAGCCACUGUGUUGGUUAAAUGGGCAAGGAGCAUCAUUGUUAUUUUGGACAACAAAGAAAUUCCAAAUCAGCUUUUCAUGGUUCAGGAUGUAUACAACCAGAACACGUUUUUGAAGAUCAAUAUUUUGCCACAGAAGGACGCAGAAAGAAGACAAAUUAACGUCUUGUACAAAGACAUACAGGCCAUGGAAAACCCAAUGAAAAGGAAAAUUGAAAUACCUGACGGACUUUCUCCUGAUGAAAUAGAUGCUUUAUGGGCCCAACUUUUGACGUCUCAUGAAAACAAACACGUAAAUUUGAGGGCUGAAAUCGAAAGGUUGGAACAUUUGAGUCACAUUGCGGAAAAAGUGGAGACAGAUGCUGCUUUAGUAGAGUCUUCUUUAAACGAUGUCGAAGCAGAACUAGACGUUGUUGAAGAGAAAAUGGAAAAAACUCAAAUUAAUGAUAACACGAAGGUCACCUAUUUACAGAAAUUUAACCAGAUUAAUAAAGCGUUGAUGAUGUUCAACUUGAGUAUCAAAACUAUGACCACUUCAGUAGCAAUUCUUAUUGAAGGAAAUUACUACGACAGCGAAAGUUUCAAAACCAGGGUUUAUAAUAUCACAAUUCGUUGGGAGCAACUGCAGAAACGCAUCAACAUUAACAUUCAAAACCUGAUUGGUACCAGAACAUCAGUAUCGUCAAUUGAAGACGAUCAUUUACCUAUAGAAGAACCAAUCAUCGUCGAUGAAGAACAGACAGUUGAAGCUACUCCAAUUACAUUCGAUCAAGAGAUGCCUGCUUUCGAAAUGGAUGAAGAAGAUGCAAGUAUUUCUACCAAGGUAAUGUCAAGAGGAUCGAGGACAGUUGUGGUUGGUAAGCCAAGGACAAGCUAUAAAAUAAAAGUGACAGCAGAUAAGCCAGGCGAUGAAGAAACUAUUGGAGCCGUACAAGUUCCAAUGGCUGAAGAAGCACCUUCGAUACCAGUUGUUGAAGAAGCACUAGUUGAACCCUCCAAUGCUCCUGUGGCUGAAGAAGCUCCUGUGGUGUUGGAUGAAAAACCGCCACAAACCACAACCUCCACCAAAAUCACAAUUUCAUCAAAAAGAGAAGCGGCGCAAACGCCAGAUGUGCCGAAAAAGAAACUGAAGAAAUCCAAGAAGACAUUAACAGCGCCAUGGAAUUGCGCAAGUAAAGUUGCUAAAACGGAUUCCAGUGAUGAAGAUGUGAGUCAAACUUCUGAUACAAAACCAGUUGAAGGAUGGCCGGAUAUGACGUUGAAUGCUAAAUUACAAGAAAUACGGGUAGCACAUCACUGGAUACAAUUUAAAAAGAAAACACUAGAAGAUAGCGAAUACGGGAUGGACUUGCCCACCAACGAAUCAUAUUUGGUAGAAAAUGAAAAACAGUUUCAAGAAAUUCGAAUGUUUAAAAUCGAAGUGGAAAAGGUGUGCAAGUUAGAGCUUCGAGAUCCUCCCGACGAAAUUAAAUACAAGAUAACAGAACUUGAAGAUGCUUAUUCUUUACUAGUGAUCGUUGUAGCAAAACGUCACAAGUAUUUGACAGAUCUUGUCAGCUUUAUGAAGGACGCCACGCAACAACUUAUUUGGAUGAACCAAAAAGAAGAAAUCGAAGUGACACGUGACUGGAGUGACAAAGAUAUCGAUCUCAACAAAGUUGACAAGUAUAGUAAGGAACUACAAAAAGAGAUGAAACCACGUGAAAAAACAAUUGAUGAUGUUGUCAAACGUGGAAAAGACCUUAUUCAAGAAGGCCACCCAGCACCUGCUGCAAUCGAGGCUUACAUCACCGUGUUGGAAGCUCAAUGGACAUGGAUAUGCCAGCUACAGAUUGCGUACAAAGCACAUCAUAAGAAUGCUUCUAUCUAUCAAAAGUUCUUUCGAGAGGCAACUUUAUAUGAAAAGUGGCUGGUUGAACGAGUUGAUCGUCUGCAGCCCAUGCUAAAUGGCGUCGAUUUUGGAAGUGCAGAUACUCUGGUCUCUCUUAUUCAGAUUUUGCUGGAAAUUCGUCAACAACUUAUGGAUCAUCAGGGUAUAGCAUCUUCACUGCAAAAGUUGAGUAAAGAUGUUUCUCCGUUGCGACAACGAAAGCAAAAGAUUAAAGAACCAAAGUCCAUUUUAACAGUGUGUGACUAUAGUCAAGAACAGGAUGUUGUGUGUCGUGGAGAUCAAUUAGAUUUAACAGAUAAUAGUGAUCCUUAUAGAUGGAAAGUUUCUCCCCCAUCUGGAUUAGAAUUAGAAGUUCCAUCUGUCUGUUUCAUCAUUCCCACUCCUGAUGCAGAAGCAACAGAACUUGCUACAAGGAUCGAAAUUCAGUACAAACAUUUACUAACACUCUGGAAAAACCGUCACUGGCAUGUAAAACAAGCAUUAGAUUCAUCAGAAGUUUUCACAAGUUUGAAGAUCUUAAAAACACCAGGAGCUGAAAAGCUUGAAGCCCCAGAAUUGUUGUCGACAGCAGAACAAGAUGUUGAUCAAUUGUUGAAAGAAUUUGAGCAAGAGGUUGAUCCGUCGAAUGACGACGAAGCAAUUGAACCUGACUUAAAUGCAAUCACCGAACAAUUUUUGCAAGAACAGUUCCCUCCACAGCAACGACAAGAUAUUCCAAGCGAAGAUAUUAUCCCUACAAAAGACAAACCUCUUGAAGAAGAGCCGGUUGAGCAAAUUCAAUUAGGAUCAUUGCAGGAAGUACCCUUAGAAGAAACACCUUUACACUCUGCAUCACCAACUGAUGAAAAAGAUAUCCCAAAAGACCUAUCUACAGAAGAACAAAUUAUAUACACCUCUAUUGAAGAGCUGCUACAAUGCUUAACCAGUAUUGAGAAUAUGUUAAACGGUAAAAAGAACAUCAAUGUUGAUGCAGAUACAAUCUUACCCGAGAUGACUCAAGCUAAGGAAACUUUAAAAGAACUAGAAACUGAGUUGCAGCCCAAAUACGAUUCUCUGGUGAUGGAAAAGCCACGUAUUACAAACACUCAACUGACUUUUAAGAUAACUGUCCUCAUAGAGAAAUGGAAUGUUGUAAGCUACCGUUUAAAGAAAUGGUCUGAAAGACUCGAUCAUUCAAGAGUAGUGUUGCUUGUUGCCACUGACUUAAAUGAAUGGCUGGCAAAUGUAGAAGAUUCUUUAGUACAACAGCAUGGAAUUACAACUGAUCCAGAAGAUGUAAGCGAACAACAUGAAGAUCUUCUUCUUCUUCAAAAGGAACAUGAUCUGUCCAAAGUCACUGCAGAUAAACUUCGUGUGGCAUUAAUAAACCUGCCCGAUGUUGACCUCACAGAGACGUAUCGAGUUAUUGAGCACUGGGAAAAAGCUGGCGUGCAGUUACAAGGACGAAUUCCAAACUUGAAGUCAACCAAGGAAAGUAUUGUGAAGUUAAGAAAAGCUUUGCAGUGCCAAUUAGAUUGGUUGAAUAAUGUACACACGCAGUUGAAACAAGACGAAGAGCUACCAGAAGAUGUUGCUGAGAUGGAAAAAUUACUCGACCUAUAUACAAAGAUAAAUGAAGAGAUUGCGCAGCAUCGAAAACCCAUUCAAGAAAUAUUCUACAAAUCAGAGGAGUUUAUACUUCAUUCAAAGGCGUACGAGAAAGACCUCGAUGAUUAUCGUCAGUUUGUUGAGGAGCAUGAGGACAGAAGAAACAGGUACAGACUGGGAUACGAGGCAAGAAGAUGGUUAGCUCUUAAAGUCCUCAAACUUACACAACUCUAUGAACUGGUUCUGACUAGCAUCCCACGUCGCAUUGCAAUUAUUUUAAGAGAAGUAAAACAGAAAUCAGGAAUGGAAGUUGAUGAGAUGCCAGAUGACGAAUAUAAAGUUGUGGAGGAGCUGUUGAAUCAGCAGUUAGCGUGGGUUAAGGAAAAAGAAGCAGCUUUACUGAAGUCUGAGCCACCAUAUAAUGCACCAGAAGAACUCACAAAUUACGUACAAGAACUACAGAACCUUGGCAGCGAUGUACAGAACGAAGAGGCUGCAAUGGAUCAGAGAUUGACUUCAACUAGAGCCUUCUUACAGACAGCAAGUGCAAAUUUAUCAUCUGAAGCUCGACAACGAGUACAAGAAAAGUUGUCAUCUCUAGAGAUGGGAUGGGCUAAACUGCAAUGGGAGUGCGAAGGACGUAACACACGUUUGAUAACUAUUCAUGAGAUGCUGAGAAAUUACGAAAAGUCGGUUCAACCCUUUAUGGUGUGGCUUCAAAAAGCAGAAUUACAAGCAGAAUCAUUUCAUGUAAAUGCACCUGAUCUUGAAGGUGUGCAAGAUUUGUUUCGUAGACACCAGCAUUUCGUUGCGGAAGUUCGUAAAAAAGAAGCAGAUCUUCAAAGAGUAAACCAUCAUGGAGAAGCAUUUUUAGCAGAAGCUAAGGCUUUUCAAAAAGAGUUGGAGAAUUAUUUGGCAAGCAUUCCAGAUUCAUUGUCAACUACUGUGAGUGCAACCAGUCAGACAUGGGUGCUAGAACAAAAGCUACAUGAGAUAAAUGAACGCUACAAGAGAUUACUCAGAGCAUUAGCAUUUAAAGGCAACUUGAUAAAUGAAUCCAUCCAAAAACAUCAGGAUUAUGUUCAAAAAAUAGAAGCUUUCCUGCCAUGGCUUGCAGAAGCAGAACGACAACUUGCACGAGAAAUUCAAGAACAGAUGCCAUCAGAUCCAAAGAAGCUAUACAAAAGAAUAGAAAUAAUAAAGCACUUCCACAGUGAUGUACAGGCCCAUCACAAUGACCUUGUGCUUAUUCAAAUGGCUUCAGAUGUAUUGUCUGGAUUAGACAAGCGUGAUGCAGAUCAAACUGAGGGAGAACAGGCCAUUAGAGUCUCCCCUGGUUUGUGGAUACGCACCACAACUGCAAUAAUCCGCCGAUAUGAGGAACUUAGUAUCAAUGUUGUGAAUUUUGAAAGUCGCUUACAAUCACUUUAUAUGACUGUGCAAAAUUUCAAAGAAGGUGUUGAUUUAAUGUAUAGGUGGGCGGAAGCUACGUAUCAAUCAAUGGAUAAGAUGACAAUUGUAUCUUAUGAAAUUCAUAUUCUCAUUCGACAGAUCAGAGAAAUUAAGAUCAUCAUCUUGGAAUUAGAUGGUCGUCGUCCAAGUCUUUCAUCAUUAAGCAGCAGCUUUGAACAAAGCAAGAAAGACAGUUCCACUCAAAAGCAAUUAGAACGCUUGAAUGCAGUUCAAAAAUUAUUUCAUGAAUUGCAAAUUAAAUCUGAGAAAAGAAAGGAUGAGUGUGUUUCAGCAUACAAGAAGUUUGUUGUUAAUUUUGAAGACUGGCAAACCAAAGUAUUAAACAGAUUACAAUCAGGAGAACUGUUGACAACAGAUAUUUUGGUAUUUGAAGAGCAUUUGAUGAAGAUAACAGAAGAUGUGGAGCUUCAUCGCCAAGCUUUCCAGUUUAUAAAUCAAUGUGGACAUGAAUUAAUAUCCAUGGAUAGAAAUCGUCAUGCUUCAGACUUGUUACCAGUCCUUGACAGAGUAAACAAAAACUGGCAAGCAAUUGCAAUUCAACUUAUUAACCAUACUCGAAAAUUUGAUGAAGUUGUUAAGUGUUCAGAAAAGUAUCAUGGUACAUUACAACCAUUAUUGCAGUGGUUUGAGAAAAUGGAAGGAAGAGUAACAACUCUUGCCCCUGUUGCUGUCCAACCCCAAGUUUUACUGGAACAAUUAAGAGAACAGAAGGCUCUACUAAACGAUUCUUACAAUCAUAAAGGAACUAUUGAAAUUCUAACAAAUGUUGCUGAAUCUUUGAUUCAUGUUGUGUAUAUUCAAGAUCAAAAUGUUUCUGAUGACAGGGAACCUACACCAAUUGAACUAGAAGUUAAAUCUGCUAGAGACAGAUUUGAUGAUAUUGUUAGUGUAUUGGAAGCAAGAGGUGUAAAUUUAGAGUCAACAUUAACACAAUCUGAGCAAUAUCAAGUGUCUUAUAACGACUUGACUUCCUGGUUGGAUUGUGCAGAGGAAAUUCAAGUGAAAUGGGGUCCUGUUGGUAGUGAUCUGGAAACUGUAAGGAUGCAGUAUAUAGAGCUUAAGGUCUUCCAAAGGGAUUUAAAUAAAGGCUCCUAUGAUGUCAAGCGUGUGUUGGAGUAUGGAAAUGACUUAAUCAAAUUGAGAGAAAAUGUGCGUGGUGCGCCAGUUAUUAAAUCCCAACUGGAAAGUGUUAAUUUGCGUUGGGAAGGUAUAACAAAAACAACAAGCACACGUCAAAGCCUUUUAGAAAAUGCAUUGGGAAAUAAGUAUCAAGAGGAAAUAAAAAGAAUAACUAUUUGGAUCAACCAAAAACAACACGAAAUUGAAAAGGUUGGUCGCAAGAAAGAAACACCAAAGGAAUUUCCUAAGUACAUACAGGAACUUUGCAUUGAAGUAACAAUAUAUGAAACUAUCAUUUUUGUCAUUCAUUGUGCUGCAAAACAACUAAUGGAAUCAGGGCAAAGUAAUCAAAUUUCUGUGUAUCAAUUGUUAGCUGAAGUAGAUGAGAAGUGGGCGACUUUAGAUAAAUCGUUUCAGAGUUCUCCCCAUUUUGCUGGACGGGUUAAAUUAAAGAGUCCAGAUGAGCUGGAGCGAGAAAAAGGAAAGUCUGAUGAUGUGUCAAGCUUUUUAGCUGAUAGUCGUAAACGGAGAAUGACUGAUGGAUCUUAUGAUGACCAAACAGAAAGUAAAAUUCCAUCUCUGCAAAUCAAUGAAGAUGAGGAUGUCCCAGAACAAGUGUUCCUUUUGCAAAAGAGUAAUCAGCCACUGGCGUUUAAUUUGCAUUCUCCUGAUCAACACACUUCAUUUAAAACAACUGUUGUUAGAAGAACUCAUUUGGGUCAUGCACCACCAUCUCCGAGUUCCGAAGACAUCAUUGUCCCACAGUUUAGUAUGGAUGACCAAUCUUCUCCUGAAGCUGGCCCUGUUGAUCCAAAUUCUACUUCUGAAGAAAUAUUAACAACAGAUGAAUAUGGCAGAAAAGUUAGGAAGAUAAUCACUAAGAAAGUAACAAGAACCCAAAGAAGGAUAGUGAGAAGAAAAUAUAUCGAUGAGAAUGGUGAAGAACACAUUGAAGAAAUUGAAGUUCCAGAAGGGGAAGAACCAGAAUAUAUUCGCCAAGAAAAACAGCCACUGGAAGAAGGUGCUGUUAUUAUCCAUUCUCCUGAUGAAACCGAUACAGCAACUGAGGAAGAACUUGUUCGUGAUGACCAGGGAAAUAUAGUGAAACGCAUUGUAAAGAAAGUCACUCAUGUUACAAAAAGAACACGUAUAAUAAAGCGAACCAUAGUAGACGAAUUUGGUCGAAAAAAAGUUAUAGAAGAGGAAGUGCCUGUUGAAAGUGUGGGUCGGGAUGAAAAGUCCCCAGGAACAUUCACACUUGUAUCGACACCACACAGAACAAUAAGUGAUGAUGUGGAUGGAACACAGUAUAAAAUAGGCAGAAUUACCCCAUCAAAGGAGAGAACAUCCACUGAUUUUGUUCCCACGCAAAUCUCAAGUGUAGAAAGGGAACCAGAACAUACUGAUAGGUUCAUUGAUGAACAUGGAAAUGUUGUCACUAGAGUUACAAAGAGACACAACAUUGUAACUACUGAACGUAAGGAAAUUGGUAAAAUUCUUAUUAUGCCUGAUGGAACUGAAAAAGUAGUUAAAGAGGAACCGAAGGCUGUAAUGAGAAUUCACCCACGCUCUGUAGAUAGGCUUGUUGUCACCCGUGUACUAAGAUCUUCCAGUGGAGAUGAAACAGUUUUGGAUCAUAAAGAAUCUAUUUUGCCUCUUGUGAAUGAAGAAACACCUCAAGUAGUGGAAUGUACUGAUGAGUUUGGCAACAGAAUAAAAAAAAUAUAUAGGCAAACACGCUCUAUAAAAACCAAAACUGUAGUUAAUAUAACUGUUCGUCAAAAGCCUGAUGGAACUGAAGAAGAACUUGAUCAAAGCAUUGAAGUAAUACCUGACGAAGAAGUACCUCUCGAAAAAUCAGAAUCUGAUAUUUCACCCUUGGAAGAAUCAUCUACAGAGGAGAAGCCAGAUGUACUUUUAUCUGAAGAAAGAGAUAAGUUUGGAUUGGUAACUAAAAUUUUUAAAAGAAUGAAGGAAAUAACCACCAAACGACCAAUAAGUACCUCUGUAAUUCUCCAUCCAAAAAACAAGCAAAUAGAAGAGGAUGAAAUUACUGAACCAGUUGAAACUCAAGAUGUGUUUCAAGAAAAUAUCACACCAAUAUUAGAGCGUGUGGAAAAGAAUAAACAAGGUGAGAUUAUAAGAAGAGUCGUGAGAAGACCAGUUCCAGUGAAAACAAGAAGGACUGUUAUCAGAAAAGUUGUAGUUUCUCCAGAAGGACAAGAAAGGGAUAUAGAGGAGAGGGUAGAAGAGCCUUCAGUUAUGUUUCAAGGGAGCUCUGAUCAAGAAAUUCUUCAGAGAAAAAUUAAAGUCACAAGAAAAACUAUAAAAAAGAUUAUCAUUUUACCAGAUGGUACCAGACAAGUAAUAGAAGAGGAACAACCAAUUGUUGAAAAAGAUGUAUCACCAGAACAAAUUGAGACAAGUCCUGAUGGUCGCACAGUACGCAGAACAGUAACAAUCAGGAAAAAAAUUUUGCGCAAAAUUGUGCAUAUGCCUGAUGGAACUACUAGAGAAUUUGAAGAGGAAGUUCCAUAUGAAGAACACAGCAAAUUAGAUCCAGUGAAAGCUUCACAAGCCUACAAAGUUCAAGCAGUGGAAGACGACAUCAUUGCCGCGCCCAUGGUUGUAGACGAGCAGGAGAGUGUUCCCGACAUGUUCCCAGACGAGCCGGAAGAACCCACGGAAACGGUCACCAGAAGGCAGGUGCACAGACAUGCUGUCCCGAGUGACCGACCUGGAGAGACACGUCCCGACGAAGAGGAGCCAGUGGAAGUUGUUACCAUGCCAGACGGCAGAGUGGUGAGAAAGACCAUCACCAUAAGAAAGAGAAUCGUUCGUAAAAUCAUCGUGUUGCCUGAUGGCACGAGAAAGGAGGUGGAAGAGGAGGUGCCUGUCGAAGAGGAGCCCCGAGAGGAGGUAGUCACACGAAGGGAAGUUCACCGUGCUUACCUGCCAGACCCCUCCAAGGAGAAGAAGAAGAAGCAACCCAAGCCCGUGGAACGCGUGUACGUCACCAGGGUGGUUAGAAGGCCCGACGGCAUAGAGAGCGUUAUUGACGAGUCCGAGACGGUCUAUCCAAUGGAAGUUGCGCCGGAAGAGCACGAGCCUGAAGUCGUGGAGAAGGAGGAGAAGGACCCUAGAGGCGUGGUCAUUCGGCGAGUUGUCAGGAGGCCGGUGAUAGUGACAAGCAAGAGAACCGUGGUGCGGAGAUCUGAAGUGUUGCCGGACGGAAAAGAGAAGGAAAUCGAAAAGAGUGUGGAGGAAAGUCCCGGAACAGAGGAGAAGCCAAAGACGAGCAGACGCAUGGUGCGCAAGGUGGUGGAACAACCCGAUGGCCAGGAGAAGGUGGUCGAGGAGCCUGAAGAUGUGAGUCCGCUUGAAAGCUCCACAACUGAGGAGUCCGUACCUGAAGUGGAGGAGAAGAAGGUGAGAGGCGUUGUGGUGCGUACCGUUCGCAGGAGAUCUGUCACCACCAGCCAGAAGAGGGUGGUGAGAAGAGUCGUGGAACGCAAAGACGGCACACCGGACGCAUCUGAGCCCGUGGAAGACACCAUCGAGGAGCCUGUGGAACCCACCAAGGUGACUAUGGUCAGGAGGACAGUGAUCAAGAGCGACGGCACAACGGAGACUGUGGAGGAGCCAGAGUACGAAAUGCCCGUGGAGGCUGUGCCAACCGUAGAGGAAGAGAAGGACAGACGUGGUGUUGUAACCAGAAGGGUCGUGAGGAGGCCAGUUCCUGUUGUGACCCGUCGACGAGUGUACCGAAAAGUUAUCCUGGCGCCAGAUGGCACGGAGAAAGGAGUCGAGGAGAAGGUGGAAGAGCCUUCCAGGCCUGAGGCACCCGUCGAUGACGACAUCGUUGCCGCGCCCAUGGUUGUAGACGAGCAGGAGAGUGUUCCCGACAUGUUCCCAGACGAGCCGGAAGAACCCACGGAAACGGUCACCAGAAGGCAGGUGCACAGACAUGCUGUCCCGAGUGACCGACCUGGAGAGACACGUCCCGACGAAGAGGAGCCAGUGGAAGUUGUUACCAUGCCAGACGGCAGAGUGGUGAGAAAGACCAUCACCAUAAGAAAGAGAAUCGUUCGUAAGAUCAUCGUGUUGCCUGAUGGCACGAGAAAGGAGGUGGAAGAGGAGGUGCCUGUCGAAGAGGAGCCCCGAGAGGAGGUAGUCACACGAAGGGAAGUUCACCGUGCUUACCUGCCCGACCCCUCCAAGGAGAAGAAGAAGAAGCAACCCAAGCCCGUGGAACGCGUGUAUGUCACCAGGGUGGUUAGAAGGCCCGACGGCAUAGAGAGCGUUAUUGACGAGUCCGAGACGGUCUAUCCAAUGGAAGUUGCGCCGGAAGAGCACGAGCCUGAAGUCGUGGAGAAGGAGGAGAAGGACCCUAGAGGCGUGGUCAUUCGGCGAGUUGUCAGGAGGCCGGUGAUAGUGACAAGCAAGAGAACCGUGGUGCGGAGAUCUGAAGUGUUGCCGGACGGAAAAGAGAAGGAAAUCGAAAAGAGUGUGGAGGAAAGUCCCGGAACAGAGGAGAAGCCAAAGACGAGCAGACGCAUGGUGCGCAAGGUGGUGGAACAACCCGAUGGCCAGGAGAAGGUGGUCGAGGAGCCUGAAGAUGUGAGUCCGCUUGAAAGCUCCACAACUGAGGAGUCCGAACCUGAAGUGGAGGAGAAGAAGGUGAGAGGCGUUGUGGUGCGUACCGUUCGCAGGAGAUCUGUCACCACCAGCCAGAAGAGGGUGGUGAGAAGAGUCGUGGAACGCAAAGACGGCACACCGGACGCAUCUGAGCCCGUGGAAGACACCAUCGAGGAGCCUGUGGAACCCACCAAGGUGACUAUGGUCAGGAGGACAGUGAUCAAGAGCGACGGCACAACGGAGACUGUGGAGGAGCCAGAGUACGAAAUGCCCGUGGAGGCUGUGCCAACCGUAGAGGAAGAGAAGGACAGACGUGGUGUUGUAACCAGAAGGGUCGUGAGGAGGCCAGUUCCUGUUGUGACCCGUCGACGAGUGUACCGAAAAGUUAUCCUGGCGCCAGAUGGCACGGAGAAAGGAGUCGAGGAGAAGGUGGAAGAGCCUUCCAGGCCUGAGGCACCCGUCGAUGACGACAUCGUUGCCGCGCCCAUGGUUGUAGACGAGCAGGAGAGUGUUCCCGACAUGUUCCCAGACGAGCCGGAAGAACCCACGGAAACGGUCACCAGAAGGCAGGUGCACAGACAUGCUGUCCCGAGUGACCGACCUGGAGAGACACGUCCCGACGAAGAGGAGCCAGUGGAAGUUGUUACCAUGCCAGACGGCAGAGUGGUGAGAAAGACCAUCACCAUAAGAAAGAGAAUCGUUCGUAAGAUCAUCGUGUUGCCUGAUGGCACGAGAAAGGAGGUGGAAGAGGAGGUGCCUGUCGAAGAGGAGCCCCGAGAGGAGGUAGUCACACGAAGGGAAGUUCACCGUGCUUACCUGCCCGACCCCUCCAAGGAGAAGAAGAAGAAGCAACCCAAGCCCGUGGAACGCGUGUACGUCACCAGGGUGGUUAGAAGGCCCGACGGCAUAGAGAGCGUUAUUGACGAGUCCGAGACGGUCUAUCCAAUGGAAGUUGCGCCGGAAGAGCACGAGCCUGAAGUCGUGGAGAAGGAGGAGAAGGACCCUAGAGGCGUGGUCAUUCGGCGAGUUGUCAGGAGGCCGGUGAUAGUGACAAGCAAGAGAACCGUGGUGCGGAGAUCUGAAGUGUUGCCGGACGGAAAAGAGAAGGAAAUCGAAAAGAGUGUGGAGGAAAGUCCCGGAACAGAGGAGAAGCCAAAGACGAGCAGACGCAUGGUGCGCAAGGUGGUGGAACAACCCGAUGGCCAGGAGAAGGUGGUCGAGGAGCCUGAAGAUGUGAGUCCGCUUGAAAGCUCCACAACUGAGGAGUCCGAACCUGAAGUGGAGGAGAAGAAGGUGAGAGGCGUUGUGGUGCGUACCGUUCGCAGGAGAUCUGUCACCACCAGCCAGAAGAGGGUGGUGAGAAGAGUCGUGGAACGCAAAGACGGCACACCGGACGCAUCUGAGCCCGUGGAAGACACCAUCGAGGAGCCUGUGGAACCCACCAAGGUGACUAUGGUCAGGAGGACAGUGAUCAAGAGCGACGGCACAACGGAGACUGUGGAGGAGCCAGAGUACGAAAUGCCCGUGGAGGCUGUGCCAACCGUAGAGGAAGAGAAGGACAGACGUGGUGUUGUAACCAGAAGGGUCGUGAGGAGGCCAGUUCCUGUUGUGACCCGUCGACGAGUGUACCGAAAAGUUAUCCUGGCGCCAGAUGGCACGGAGAAAGGAGUCGAGGAGAAGGUGGAAGAGCCUUCCAGGCCUGAGGCACCCGUCGAUGACGACAUCGUUGCCGCGCCCAUGGUUGUAGACGAGCAGGAGAGUGUUCCCGACAUGUUCCCAGACGAGCCGGAAGAACCCACGGAAACGGUCACCAGAAGGCAGGUGCACAGACAUGCUGUCCCGAGUGACCGACCUGGAGAGACACGUCCCGACGAAGAGGAGCCAGUGGAAGUUGUUACCAUGCCAGACGGCAGAGUGGUGAGAAAGACCAUCACCAUAAGAAAGAGAAUCGUUCGUAAGAUCAUCGUGUUGCCUGAUGGCACGAGAAAGGAGGUGGAAGAGGAGGUGCCUGUCGAAGAGGAGCCCCGAGAGGAGGUAGUCACACGAAGGGAAGUUCACCGUGCUUACCUGCCCGACCCCUCCAAGGAGAAGAAGAAGAAGCAACCCAAGCCCGUGGAACGCGUGUACGUCACCAGGGUGGUUAGAAGGCCCGACGGCAUAGAGAGCGUUAUUGACGAGUCCGAGACGGUCUAUCCAAUGGAAGUUGCGCCGGAAGAGCACGAGCCUGAAGUCGUGGAGAAGGAGGAGAAGGACCCUAGAGGCGUGGUCAUUCGGCGAGUUGUCAGGAGGCCGGUGAUAGUGACAAGCAAGAGAACCGUGGUGCGGAGAUCUGAAGUGUUGCCGGACGGAAAAGAGAAGGAAAUCGAAAAGAGUGUGGAGGAAAGUCCCGGAACAGAGGAGAAGCCAAAGACGAGCAGACGCAUGGUGCGCAAGGUGGUGGAACAACCCGAUGGCCAGGAGAAGGUGGUCGAGGAGCCUGAAGAUGUGAGUCCGCUUGAAAGCUCCACAACUGAGGAGUCCGAACCUGAAGUGGAGGAGAAGAAGGUGAGAGGCGUUGUGGUGCGUACCGUUCGCAGGAGAUCUGUCACCACCAGCCAGAAGAGGGUGGUGAGAAGAGUCGUGGAACGCAAAGACGGCACACCGGACGCAUCUGAGCCCGUGGAAGACACCAUCGAGGAGCCUGUGGAACCCACCAAGGUGACUAUGGUCAGGAGGACAGUGAUCAAGAGCGACGGCACAACGGAGACUGUGGAGGAGCCAGAGUACGAAAUGCCCGUGGAGGCUGUGCCAACCGUAGAGGAAGAGAAGGACAGACGUGGUGUUGUAACCAGAAGGGUCGUGAGGAGGCCAGUUCCUGUUGUGACCCGUCGACGAGUGUACCGAAAAGUUAUCCUGGCGCCAGAUGGCACGGAGAAAGGAGUCGAGGAGAAGGUGGAAGAGCCUUCCAGGCCUGAGGCACCCGUCGAUGACGACAUCGUUGCCGCGCCCAUGGUUGUAGACGAGCAGGAGAGUGUUCCCGACAUGUUCCCAGACGAGCCGGAAGAACCCACGGAAACGGUCACCAGAAGGCAGGUGCACAGACAUGCUGUCCCGAGUGACCGACCUGGAGAGACACGUCCCGACGAAGAGGAGCCAGUGGAAGUUGUUACCAUGCCAGACGGCAGAGUGGUGAGAAAGACCAUCACCAUAAGAAAGAGAAUCGUUCGUAAGAUCAUCGUGUUGCCUGAUGGCACGAGAAAGGAGGUGGAAGAGGAGGUGCCUGUCGAAGAGGAGCCCCGAGAGGAGGUAGUCACACGAAGGGAAGUUCACCGUGCUUACCUGCCCGACCCCUCCAAGGAGAAGAAGAAGAAGCAACCCAAGCCCGUGGAACGCGUGUACGUCACCAGGGUGGUUAGAAGGCCCGACGGCAUAGAGAGCGUUAUUGACGAGUCCGAGACGGUCUAUCCAAUGGAAGUUGCGCCGGAAGAGCACGAGCCUGAAGUCGUGGAGAAGGAGGAGAAGGACCCUAGAGGCGUGGUCAUUCAACGAGUUGUCAGGAGGCCGGUGAUAGUGACAAGCAAGAGAACCGUGGUGCGGAGAUCUGAAGUGUUGCCGGACGGAAAAGAGAAGGAAAUCGAAAAGAGUGUGGAGGAAAGUCCCGGAACAGAGGAGAAGCCAAAGACGAGCAGACGCAUGGUGCGCAAGGUGGUGGAACAACCCGAUGGCCAGGAGAAGGUGGUCGAGGAGCCUGAAGAUGUGAGUCCGCUUGAAAGCUCCACAACUGAGGAGUCCGAACCUGAAGUGGAGGAGAAGAAGGUGAGAGGCGUUGUGGUGCGUACCGUUCGCAGGAGAUCUGUCACCACCAGCCAGAAGAGGGUGGUGAGAAGAGUCGUGGAACGCAAAGACGGCACACCGGACGCAUCUGAGCCCGUGGAAGACACCAUCGAGGAGCCUGUGGAACCCACCAAGGUGACUAUGGUCAGGAGGACAGUGAUCAAGAGCGACGGCACAACGGAGACUGUGGAGGAGCCAGAGUACGAAAUGCCCGUGGAGGCUGUGCCAACCGUAGAGGAAGAGAAGGACAGACGUGGUGUUGUAACCAGAAGGGUCGUGAGGAGGCCAGUUCCUGUUGUGACCCGUCGACGAGUGUACCGAAAAGUUAUCCUGGCGCCAGAUGGCACGGAGAAAGGAGUCGAGGAGAAGGUGGAAGAGCCUUCCAGGCCUGAGGCACCCGUCGAUGACGACAUCGUUGCCGCGCCCAUGGUUGUAGACGAGCAGGAGAGUGUUCCCGACAUGUUCCCAGACGAGCCGGAAGAACCCACGGAAACGGUCACCAGAAGGCAGGUGCACAGACAUGCUGUCCCGAGUGACCGACCUGGAGAGACACGUCCCGACGAAGAGGAGCCAGUGGAAGUUGUUACCAUGCCAGACGGCAGAGUGGUGAGAAAGACCAUCACCAUAAGAAAGAGAAUCGUUCGUAAGAUCAUCGUGUUGCCUGAUGGCACGAGAAAGGAGGUGGAAGAGGAGGUGCCUGUCGAAGAGGAGCCCCGAGAGGAGGUAGUCACACGAAGGGAAGUUCACCGUGCUUACCUGCCCGACCCCUCCAAGGAGAAGAAGAAGAAGCAACCCAAGCCCGUGGAACGCGUGUACGUCACCAGGGUGGUUAGAAGGCCCGACGGCAUAGAGAGCGUUAUUGACGAGUCCGAGACGGUCUAUCCAAUGGAAGUUGCGCCGGAAGAGCACGAGCCUGAAGUCGUGGAGAAGGAGGAGAAGGACCCUAGAGGCGUGGUCAUUCGGCGAGUUGUCAGGAGGCCGGUGAUAGUGACAAGCAAGAGAACCGUGGUGCGGAGAUCUGAAGUGUUGCCGGACGGAAAAGAGAAGGAAAUCGAAAAGAGUGUGGAGGAAAGUCCCGGAACAGAGGAGAAGCCAAAGACGAGCAGACGCAUGGUGCGCAAGGUGGUGGAACAACCCGAUGGCCAGGAGAAGGUGGUCGAGGAGCCUGAAGAUGUGAGUCCGCUUGAAAGCUCCACAACUGAGGAGUCCGAACCUGAAGUGGAGGAGAAGAAGGUGAGAGGCGUUGUGGUGCGUACCGUUCGCAGGAGAUCUGUCACCACCAGCCAGAAGAGGGUGGUGAGAAGAGUCGUGGAACGCAAAGACGGCACACCGGACGCAUCUGAGCCCGUGGAAGACACCAUCGAGGAGCCUGUGGAACCCACCAAGGUGACUAUGGUCAGGAGGACAGUGAUCAAGAGCGACGGCACAACGGAGACUGUGGAGGAGCCAGAGUACGAAAUGCCCGUGGAGGCUGUGCCAACCGUAGAGGAAGAGAAGGACAGACGUGGUGUUGUAACCAGAAGGGUCGUGAGGAGGCCAGUUCCUGUUGUGACCCGUCGACGAGUGUACCGAAAAGUUAUCCUGGCGCCAGAUGGCACGGAGAAAGGAGUCGAGGAGAAGGUGGAAGAGCCUUCCAGGCCUGAGGCACCCGUCGAUGACGACAUCGUUGCCGCGCCCAUGGUUGUAGACGAGCAGGAGAGUGUUCCCGACAUGUUCCCAGACGAGCCGGAAGAACCCACGGAAACGGUCACCAGAAGGCAGGUGCACAGACAUGCUGUCCCGAGUGACCGACCUGGAGAGACACGUCCCGACGAAGAGGAGCCAGUGGAAGUUGUUACCAUGCCAGACGGCAGAGUGGUGAGAAAGACCAUCACCAUAAGAAAGAGAAUCGUUCGUAAGAUCAUCGUGUUGCCUGAUGGCACGAGAAAGGAGGUGGAAGAGGAGGUGCCUGUCGAAGAGGAGCCCCGAGAGGAGGUAGUCACACGAAGGGAAGUUCACCGUGCUUACCUGCCCGACCCCUCCAAGGAGAAGAAGAAGAAGCAACCCAAACCCGUGGAACGCGUGUACGUCACCAGGGUGGUUAGAAGGCCCGACGGCAUAGAGAGCGUUAUUGACGAGUCCGAGACGGUCUAUCCAAUGGAAGUUGCGCCGGAAGAGCACGAGCCUGAAGUCGUGGAGAAGGAGGAGAAGGACCCUAGAGGCGUGGUCAUUCGGCGAGUUGUCAGGAGGCCGGUGAUAGUGACAAGCAAGAGAACCGUGGUGCGGAGAUCUGAAGUGUUGCCGGACGGAAAAGAGAAGGAAAUCGAAAAGAGUGUGGAGGAAAGUCCCGGAACAGAGGAGAAGCCAAAGACGAGCAGACGCAUGGUGCGCAAGGUGGUGGAACAACCCGAUGGCCAGGAGAAGGUGGUCGAGGAGCCUGAAGAUGUGAGUCCGCUUGAAAGCUCCACAACUGAGGAGUCCGAACCUGAAGUGGAGGAGAAGAAGGUGAGAGGCGUUGUGGUGCGUACCGUUCGCAGGAGAUCUGUCACCACCAGCCAGAAGAGGGUGGUGAGAAGAGUCGUGGAACGCAAAGACGGCACACCGGACGCAUCUGAGCCCGUGGAAGACACCAUCGAGGAGCCUGUGGAACCCACCAAGGUGACUAUGGUCAGGAGGACAGUGAUCAAGAGCGACGGCACAACGGAGACUGUGGAGGAGCCAGAGUACGAAAUGCCCGUGGAGGCUGUGCCAACCGUAGAGGAAGAGAAGGACAGACGUGGUGUUGUAACCAGAAGGGUCGUGAGGAGGCCAGUUCCUGUUGUGACCCGUCGACGAGUGUACCGAAAAGUUAUCCUGGCGCCAGAUGGCACGGAGAAAGGAGUCGAGGAGGAGGUGGAAGAGCCUUCCAGGCCUGAGGCACCCGUCGAUGACGACAUCGUUGCCGCGCCCAUGGUUGUAGACGAGCAGGAGAGUGUUCCCGACAUGUUCCCAGACGAGCCGGAAGAACCCACGGAAACGGUCACCAGAAGGCAGGUGCACAGACAUGCUGUCCCGAGUGACCGACCUGGAGAGACACGUCCCGACGAAGAGGAGCCAGUGGAAGUUGUUACCAUGCCAGACGGCAGAGUGGUGAGAAAGACCAUCACCAUAAGAAAGAGAAUCGUUCGUAAGAUCAUCGUGUUGCCUGAUGGCACGAGAAAGGAGGUGGAAGAGGAGGUGCCUGUCGAAGAGGAGCCCCGAGAGGAGGUAGUCACACGAAGGGAAGUUCACCGUGCUUACCUGCCCGACCCCUCCAAGGAGAAGAAGAAGAAGCAACCCAAACCCGUGGAACGCGUGUACGUCACCAGGGUGGUUAGAAGGCCCGACGGCAUAGAGAGCGUUAUUGACGAGUCCGAGACGGUCUAUCCAAUGGAAGUUGCGCCGGAAGAGCACGAGCCUGAAGUCGUGGAGAAGGAGGAGAAGGACCCUAGAGGCGUGGUCAUUCGGCGAGUUGUCAGGAGGCCGGUGAUAGUGACAAGCAAGAGAACCGUGGUGCGGAGAUCUGAAGUGUUGCCGGACGGAAAAGAGAAGGAAAUCGAAAAGAGUGUGGAGGAAAGUCCCGGAACAGAGGAGAAGCCAAAGACGAGCAGACGCAUGGUGCGCAAGGUGGUGGAACAACCCGAUGGCCAGGAGAAGGUGGUCGAGGAGCCUGAAGAUGUGAGUCCGCUUGAAAGCUCCACAACUGAGGAGUCCGAACCUGAAGUGGAGGAGAAGAAGGUGAGAGGCGUUGUGGUGCGUACCGUUCGCAGGAGAUCUGUCACCACCAGCCAGAAGAGGGUGGUGAGAAGAGUCGUGGAACGCAAAGACGGCACACCGGACGCAUCUGAGCCCGUGGAAGACACCAUCGAGGAGCCUGUGGAACCCACCAAGGUGACUAUGGUCAGGAGGACAGUGAUCAAGAGCGACGGCACAACGGAGACUGUGGAGGAGCCAGAGUACGAAAUGCCCGUGGAGGCUGUGCCAACCGUAGAGGAAGAGAAGGACAGACGUGGUGUUGUAACCAGAAGGGUCGUGAGGAGGCCAGUUCCUGUUGUGACCCGUCGACGAGUGUACCGAAAAGUUAUCCUGGCGCCAGAUGGCACGGAGAAAGGAGUCGAGGAGAAGGUGGAAGAGCCUUCCAGGCCUGAGGCACCCGUCGAUGACGACAUCGUUGCCGCGCCCAUGGUUGUAGACGAGCAGGAGAGUGUUCCCGACAUGUUCCCAGACGAGCCGGAAGAACCCACGGAAACGGUCACCAGAAGGCAGGUGCACAGACAUGCUGUCCCGAGUGACCGACCUGGAGAGACACGUCCCGACGAAGAGGAGCCAGUGGAAGUUGUUACCAUGCCAGACGGCAGAGUGGUGAGAAAGACCAUCACCAUAAGAAAGAGAAUCGUUCGUAAGAUCAUCGUGUUGCCUGAUGGCACGAGAAAGGAGGUGGAAGAGGAGGUGCCUGUCGAAGAGGAGCCCCGAGAGGAGGUAGUCACACGAAGGGAAGUUCACCGUGCUUACCUGCCCGACCCCUCCAAGGAGAAGAAGAAGAAGCAACCCAAACCCGUGGAACGCGUGUACGUCACCAGGGUGGUUAGAAGGCCCGACGGCAUAGAGAGCGUUAUUGACGAGUCCGAGACGGUCUAUCCAAUGGAAGUUGCGCCGGAAGAGCACGAGCCUGAAGUCGUGGAGAAGGAGGAGAAGGACCCUAGAGGCGUGGUCAUUCGGCGAGUUGUCAGGAGGCCGGUGAUAGUGACAAGCAAGAGAACCGUGGUGCGGAGAUCUGAAGUGUUGCCGGACGGAAAAGAGAAGGAAAUCGAAAAGAGUGUGGAGGAAAGUCCCGGAACAGAGGAGAAGCCAAAGACGAGCAGACGCAUGGUGCGCAAGGUGGUGGAACAACCCGAUGGCCAGGAGAAGGUGGUCGAGGAGCCUGAAGAUGUGAGUCCGCUUGAAAGCUCCACAACUGAGGAGUCCGAACCUGAAGUGGAGGAGAAGAAGGUGAGAGGCGUUGUGGUGCGUACCGUUCGCAGGAGAUCUGUCACCACCAGCCAGAAGAGGGUGGUGAGAAGAGUCGUGGAACGCAAAGACGGCACACCGGACGCAUCUGAGCCCGUGGAAGACACCAUCGAGGAGCCUGUGGAACCCACCAAGGUGACUAUGGUCAGGAGGACAGUGAUCAAGAGCGACGGCACAACGGAGACUGUGGAGGAGCCAGAGUACGAAAUGCCCGUGGAGGCUGUGCCAACCGUAGAGGAAGAGAAGGACAGACGUGGUGUUGUAACCAGAAGGGUCGUGAGGAGGCCAGUUCCUGUUGUGACCCGUCGACGAGUGUACCGAAAAGUUAUCCUGGCGCCAGAUGGCACGGAGAAAGGAGUCGAGGAGAAGGUGGAAGAGCCUUCCAGGCCUGAGGCACCCGUCGAUGACGACAUCGUUGCCGCGCCCAUGGUUGUAGACGAGCAGGAGAGUGUUCCCGACAUGUUCCCAGACGAGCCGGAAGAACCCACGGAAACGGUCACCAGAAGGCAGGUGCACAGACAUGCUGUCCCGAGUGACCGACCUGGAGAGACACGUCCCGACGAAGAGGAGCCAGUGGAAGUUGUUACCAUGCCAGACGGCAGAGUGGUGAGAAAGACCAUCACCAUAAGAAAGAGAAUCGUUCGUAAGAUCAUCGUGUUGCCUGAUGGCACGAGAAAGGAGGUGGAAGAGGAGGUGCCUGUCGAAGAGGAGCCCCGAGAGGAGGUAGUCACACGAAGGGAAGUUCACCGUGCUUACCUGCCCGACCCCUCCAAGGAGAAGAAGAAGAAGCAACCCAAGCCCGUGGAACGCGUGUACGUCACCAGGGUGGUUAGAAGGCCCGACGGCAUAGAGAGCGUUAUUGACGAGUCCGAGACGGUCUAUCCAAUGGAAGUUGCGCCGGAAGAGCACGAGCCUGAAGUCGUGGAGAAGGAGGAGAAGGACCCUAGAGGCGUGGUCAUUCGGCGAGUUGUCAGGAGGCCGGUGAUAGUGACAAGCAAGAGAACCGUGGUGCGGAGAUCUGAAGUGUUGCCGGACGGAAAAGAGAAGGAAAUCGAAAAGAGUGUGGAGGAAAGUCCCGGAACAGAGGAGAAGCCAAAGACGAGCAGACGCAUGGUGCGCAAGGUGGUGGAACAACCCGAUGGCCAGGAGAAGGUGGUCGAGGAGCCUGAAGAUGUGAGUCCGCUUGAAAGCUCCACAACUGAGGAGUCCGAACCUGAAGUGGAGGAGAAGAAGGUGAGAGGCGUUGUGGUGCGUACCGUUCGCAGGAGAUCUGUCACCACCAGCCAGAAGAGGGUGGUGAGAAGAGUCGUGGAACGCAAAGACGGCACACCGGACGCAUCUGAGCCCGUGGAAGACACCAUCGAGGAGCCUGUGGAACCCACCAAGGUGACUAUGGUCAGGAGGACAGUGAUCAAGAGCGACGGCACAACGGAGACUGUGGAGGAGCCAGAGUACGAAAUGCCCGUGGAGGCUGUGCCAACCGUAGAGGAAGAGAAGGACAGACGUGGUGUUGUAACCAGAAGGGUCGUGAGGAGGCCAGUUCCUGUUGUGACCCGUCGACGAGUGUACCGAAAAGUUAUCCUGGCGCCAGAUGGCACGGAGAAAGGAGUCGAGGAGAAGGUGGAAGAGCCUUCCAGGCCUGAGGCACCCGUCGAUGACGACAUCGUUGCCGCGCCCAUGGUUGUAGACGAGCAGGAGAGUGUUCCCGACAUGUUCCCAGACGAGCCGGAAGAACCCACGGAAACGGUCACCAGAAGGCAGGUGCACAGACAUGCUGUCCCGAGUGACCGACCUGGAGAGACACGUCCCGACGAAGAGGAGCCAGUGGAAGUUGUUACCAUGCCAGACGGCAGAGUGGUGAGAAAGACCAUCACCAUAAGAAAGAGAAUCGUUCGUAAGAUCAUCGUGUUGCCUGAUGGCACGAGAAAGGAGGUGGAAGAGGAGGUGCCUGUCGAAGAGGAGCCCCGAGAGGAGGUAGUCACACGAAGGGAAGUUCACCGUGCUUACCUGCCCGACCCCUCCAAGGAGAAGAAGAAGAAGCAACCCAAACCCGUGGAACGCGUGUACGUCACCAGGGUGGUUAGAAGGCCCGACGGCAUAGAGAGCGUUAUUGACGAGUCCGAGACGGUCUAUCCAAUGGAAGUUGCGCCGGAAGAGCACGAGCCUGAAGUCGUGGAGAAGGAGGAGAAGGACCCUAGAGGCGUGGUCAUUCGGCGAGUUGUCAGGAGGCCGGUGAUAGUGACAAGCAAGAGAACCGUGGUGCGGAGAUCUGAAGUGUUGCCGGACGGAAAAGAGAAGGAAAUCGAAAAGAGUGUGGAGGAAAGUCCCGGAACAGAGGAGAAGCCAAAGACGAGCAGACGCAUGGUGCGCAAGGUGGUGGAACAACCCGAUGGCCAGGAGAAGGUGGUCGAGGAGCCUGAAGAUGUGAGUCCGCUUGAAAGCUCCACAACUGAGGAGUCCGAACCUGAAGUGGAGGAGAAGAAGGUGAGAGGCGUUGUGGUGCGUACCGUUCGCAGGAGAUCUGUCACCACCAGCCAGAAGAGGGUGGUGAGAAGAGUCGUGGAACGCAAAGACGGCACACCGGACGCAUCUGAGCCCGUGGAAGACACCAUCGAGGAGCCUGUGGAACCCACCAAGGUGACUAUGGUCAGGAGGACAGUGAUCAAGAGCGACGGCACAACGGAGACUGUGGAGGAGCCAGAGUACGAAAUGCCCGUGGAGGCUGUGCCAACCGUAGAGGAAGAGAAGGACAGACGUGGUGUUGUAACCAGAAGGGUCGUGAGGAGGCCAGUUCCUGUUGUGACCCGUCGACGAGUGUACCGAAAAGUUAUCCUGGCGCCAGAUGGCACGGAGAAAGGAGUCGAGGAGGAGGUGGAAGAGCCUUCCAGGCCUGAGGCACCCGUCGAUGACGACAUCGUUGCCGCGCCCAUGGUUGUAGACGAGCAGGAGAGUGUUCCCGACAUGUUCCCAGACGAGCCGGAAGAACCCACGGAAACGGUCACCAGAAGGCAGGUGCACAGACAUGCUGUCCCGAGUGACCGACCUGGAGAGACACGUCCCGACGAAGAGGAGCCAGUGGAAGUUGUUACCAUGCCAGACGGCAGAGUGGUGAGAAAGACCAUCACCAUAAGAAAGAGAAUCGUUCGUAAGAUCAUCGUGUUGCCUGAUGGCACGAGAAAGGAGGUGGAAGAGGAGGUGCCUGUCGAAGAGGAGCCCCGAGAGGAGGUAGUCACACGAAGGGAAGUUCACCGUGCUUACCUGCCCGACCCCUCCAAGGAGAAGAAGAAGAAGCAACCCAAACCCGUGGAACGCGUGUACGUCACCAGGGUGGUUAGAAGGCCCGACGGCAUAGAGAGCGUUAUUGACGAGUCCGAGACGGUCUAUCCAAUGGAAGUUGCGCCGGAAGAGCACGAGCCUGAAGUCGUGGAGAAGGAGGAGAAGGACCCUAGAGGCGUGGUCAUUCGGCGAGUUGUCAGGAGGCCGGUGAUAGUGACAAGCAAGAGAACCGUGGUGCGGAGAUCUGAAGUGUUGCCGGACGGAAAAGAGAAGGAAAUCGAAAAGAGUGUGGAGGAAAGUCCCGGAACAGAGGAGAAGCCAAAGACGAGCAGACGCAUGGUGCGCAAGGUGGUGGAACAACCCGAUGGCCAGGAGAAGGUGGUCGAGGAGCCUGAAGAUGUGAGUCCGCUUGAAAGCUCCACAACUGAGGAGUCCGAACCUGAAGUGGAGGAGAAGAAGGUGAGAGGCGUUGUGGUGCGUACCGUUCGCAGGAGAUCUGUCACCACCAGCCAGAAGAGGGUGGUGAGAAGAGUCGUGGAACGCAAAGACGGCACACCGGACGCAUCUGAGCCCGUGGAAGACACCAUCGAGGAGCCUGUGGAACCCACCAAGGUGACUAUGGUCAGGAGGACAGUGAUCAAGAGCGACGGCACAACGGAGACUGUGGAGGAGCCAGAGUACGAAAUGCCCGUGGAGGCUGUGCCAACCGUAGAGGAAGAGAAGGACAGACGUGGUGUUGUAACCAGAAGGGUCGUGAGGAGGCCAGUUCCUGUUGUGACCCGUCGACGAGUGUACCGAAAAGUUAUCCUGGCGCCAGAUGGCACGGAGAAAGGAGUCGAGGAGAAGGUGGAAGAGCCUUCCAGGCCUGAGGCACCCGUCGAUGACGACAUCGUUGCCGCGCCCAUGGUUGUAGACGAGCAGGAGAGUGUUCCCGACAUGUUCCCAGACGAGCCGGAAGAACCCACGGAAACGGUCACCAGAAGGCAGGUGCACAGACAUGCUGUCCCGAGUGACCGACCUGGAGAGACACGUCCCGACGAAGAGGAGCCAGUGGAAGUUGUUACCAUGCCAGACGGCAGAGUGGUGAGAAAGACCAUCACCAUAAGAAAGAGAAUCGUUCGUAAGAUCAUCGUGUUGCCUGAUGGCACGAGAAAGGAGGUGGAAGAGGAGGUGCCUGUCGAAGAGGAGCCCCGAGAGGAGGUAGUCACACGAAGGGAAGUUCACCGUGCUUACCUGCCCGACCCCUCCAAGGAGAAGAAGAAGAAGCAACCCAAACCCGUGGAACGCGUGUACGUCACCAGGGUGGUUAGAAGGCCCGACGGCAUAGAGAGCGUUAUUGACGAGUCCGAGACGGUCUAUCCAAUGGAAGUUGCGCCGGAAGAGCACGAGCCUGAAGUCGUGGAGAAGGAGGAGAAGGACCCUAGAGGCGUGGUCAUUCGGCGAGUUGUCAGGAGGCCGGUGAUAGUGACAAGCAAGAGAACCGUGGUGCGGAGAUCUGAAGUGUUGCCGGACGGAAAAGAGAAGGAAAUCGAAAAGAGUGUGGAGGAAAGUCCCGGAACAGAGGAGAAGCCAAAGACGAGCAGACGCAUGGUGCGCAAGGUGGUGGAACAACCCGAUGGCCAGGAGAAGGUGGUCGAGGAGCCUGAAGAUGUGAGUCCGCUUGAAAGCUCCACAACUGAGGAGUCCGAACCUGAAGUGGAGGAGAAGAAGGUGAGAGGCGUUGUGGUGCGUACCGUUCGCAGGAGAUCUGUCACCACCAGCCAGAAGAGGGUGGUGAGAAGAGUCGUGGAACGCAAAGACGGCACACCGGACGCAUCUGAGCCCGUGGAAGACACCAUCGAGGAGCCUGUGGAACCCACCAAGGUGACUAUGGUCAGGAGGACAGUGAUCAAGAGCGACGGCACAACGGAGACUGUGGAGGAGCCAGAGUACGAAAUGCCCGUGGAGGCUGUGCCAACCGUAGAGGAAGAGAAGGACAGACGUGGUGUUGUAACCAGAAGGGUCGUGAGGAGGCCAGUUCCUGUUGUGACCCGUCGACGAGUGUACCGAAAAGUUAUCCUGGCGCCAGAUGGCACGGAGAAAGGAGUCGAGGAGAAGGUGGAAGAGCCUUCCAGGCCUGAGGCACCCGUCGAUGACGACAUCGUUGCCGCGCCCAUGGUUGUAGACGAGCAGGAGAGUGUUCCCGACAUGUUCCCAGACGAGCCGGAAGAACCCACGGAAACGGUCACCAGAAGGCAGGUGCACAGACAUGCUGUCCCGAGUGACCGACCUGGAGAGACACGUCCCGACGAAGAGGAGCCAGUGGAAGUUGUUACCAUGCCAGACGGCAGAGUGGUGAGAAAGACCAUCACCAUAAGAAAGAGAAUCGUUCGUAAGAUCAUCGUGUUGCCUGAUGGCACGAGAAAGGAGGUGGAAGAGGAGGUGCCUGUCGAAGAGGAGCCCCGAGAGGAGGUAGUCACACGAAGGGAAGUUCACCGUGCUUACCUGCCCGACCCCUCCAAGGAGAAGAAGAAGAAGCAACCCAAGCCCGUGGAACGCGUGUACGUCACCAGGGUGGUUAGAAGGCCCGACGGCAUAGAGAGCGUUAUUGACGAGUCCGAGACGGUCUAUCCAAUGGAAGUUGCGCCGGAAGAGCACGAGCCUGAAGUCGUGGAGAAGGAGGAGAAGGACCCUAGAGGCGUGGUCAUUCGGCGAGUUGUCAGGAGGCCGGUGAUAGUGACAAGCAAGAGAACCGUGGUGCGGAGAUCUGAAGUGUUGCCGGACGGAAAAGAGAAGGAAAUCGAAAAGAGUGUGGAGGAAAGUCCCGGAACAGAGGAGAAGCCAAAGACGAGCAGACGCAUGGUGCGCAAGGUGGUGGAACAACCCGAUGGCCAGGAGAAGGUGGUCGAGGAGCCUGAAGAUGUGAGUCCGCUUGAAAGCUCCACAACUGAGGAGUCCGAACCUGAAGUGGAGGAGAAGAAGGUGAGAGGCGUUGUGGUGCGUACCGUUCGCAGGAGAUCUGUCACCACCAGCCAGAAGAGGGUGGUGAGAAGAGUCGUGGAACGCAAAGACGGCACACCGGACGCAUCUGAGCCCGUGGAAGACACCAUCGAGGAGCCUGUGGAACCCACCAAGGUGACUAUGGUUAGGAGGACAGUGAUCAAGAGCGACGGCACAACGGAGACUGUGGAGGAGCCAGAGUACGAAAUGCCCGUGGAGGCUGUGCCAACCGUAGAGGAAGAGAAGGACAGACGUGGUGUUGUAACCAGAAGGGUCGUGAGGAGGCCAGUUCCUGUUGUGACCCGUCGACGAGUGUACCGAAAAGUUAUCCUGGCGCCAGAUGGCACGGAGAAAGGAGUCGAGGAGAAGGUGGAAGAGCCUUCCAGGCCUGAGGCACCCGUCGAUGACGACAUCGUUGCCGCGCCCAUGGUUGUAGACGAGCAGGAGAGUGUUCCCGACAUGUUCCCAGACGAGCCGGAAGAACCCACGGAAACGGUCACCAGAAGGCAGGUGCACAGACAUGCUGUCCCGAGUGACCGACCUGGAGAGACACGUCCCGACGAAGAGGAGCCAGUGGAAGUUGUUACCAUGCCAGACGGCAGAGUGGUGAGAAAGACCAUCACCAUAAGAAAGAGAAUCGUUCGUAAGAUCAUCGUGUUGCCUGAUGGCACGAGAAAGGAGGUGGAAGAGGAGGUGCCUGUCGAAGAGGAGCCCCGAGAGGAGGUAGUCACACGAAGGGAAGUUCACCGUGCUUAUUUGCCCGACCCCUCCAAGGAGAAGAAGAAGAAGCAACCCAAGCCCGUGGAACGCGUGUACGUCACCAGGGUGGUUAGAAGGCCCGACGGCAUAGAGAGCGUUAUUGACGAGUCCGAGACGGUCUAUCCAAUGGAAGUUGCGCCGGAAGAGCACGAGCCUGAAGUCGUGGAGAAGGAGGAGAAGGACCCUAGAGGCGUGGUCAUUCGGCGAGUUGUCAGGAGGCCGGUGAUAGUGACAAGCAAGAGAACCGUGGUACGGAGAUCUGAAGUGUUGCCGGACGGAAAAGAGAAGGAAAUCGAAAAGAGUGUGGAGGAAAGUCCCGGAACGGAGGAGAAGCCAAAGACGAGCAGACGCAUGGUGCGCAAGGUGGUGGAACAACCCGAUGGCCAGGAGAAGGUGGUCGAGGAGCCUGAAGAUGUGAGUCCGCUUGAAAGCUCCACAACUGAGGAGUCCGAACCUGAAGUGGAGGAGAAGAAGGUGAGAGGCGUUGUGGUGCGUACCGUUCGCAGGAGAUCUGUCACCACCAGCCAGAAGAGGGUGGUGAGAAGAGUCGUGGAACGCAAAGACGGCACACCGGACGCAUCUGAGCCCGUGGAAGACACCAUCGAGGAGCCUGUGGAACCCACCAAGGUGACUAUGGUCAGGAGGACAGUGAUCAGGAGCGACGGCACAACGGAGACUGUGGAGGAGCCAGAGUACGAAAUGCCCGUGGAGGCUGUGCCAACCGUAGAGGAAGAGAAGGACAGACGUGGUGUUGUAACCAGAAGGGUCGUGAGGAGGCCAGUUCCUGUUGUGACCCGUCGACGAGUGUACCGAAAAGUUAUCCUGGCGCCAGAUGGCACGGAGAAAGGAGUCGAGGAGAAGGUGGAAGAGCCUUCCAGGCCUGAGGCACCCGUCGAUGACGACAUCGUUGCCGCGCCCAUGGUUGUAGACGAGCAGGAGAGUGUUCCCGACAUGUUCCCAGACGAGCCGAAAGAUCAACUUUCGUUCAAGGGUUUUCCUGAGGAGUCUGUUGUUGUUGUUCGUAAAGUGUUACGUGAAGCCGUUAUUAAAAAGGUGACUCCUGUUGAAAGGAGAAUUACUCGUAAGUUAAUGAGGUUGCCUGAUGGUAAGGAUGAAUUAAUAAGUGAAGAGGAAUUGUUGGUGCCUUUGGAGGAGAUUUCAGACACAGUAGAAUUGGAUGAUGUGGAGAAAACAAAGGUUGCUGUUGUAUCUGAGAAAGUGUUCACACGAAGGUUUGUGCAAUUCCCUGAUGGGAAGGAGCGAUGUAUUGAUGAGACAGUGGAAAGUGAACAGAAAAAUGUAGAAAAAACGCCUACUUCUGAAAAAUCUUUUAUCCUGAGAGUUCCUGAUUCUCCCAGUAGUAAACCCAUUGUUGAAGAGCCUUUGGAGAUUAGCCCUCUCGAGCAUUCUCUGUCUGAGCACGAACCAUCAGAGAUUGAAAGGGAGGAAUUGGAUAAAGGUGUCCCUGUGAAAAUUAGUCUGCGAAAGGAAAAGGUAUCUUUGGUAACAGAAUUUGAGAGAAAUAUUGUUAGAAGAGGCAGCAAAGAACCAGUUGUUAUUGAUAUUAUUAAUUAUCCAGUUGAACAGAAACCUGUUGUCACUGAAAAACCUCUUGAAAAGAAAAUUGGCUUAGAAGAACAGGUGAAGCCUCUGUCAAUGCAUCUAGAAUUCGAGGCUCCUUCUGUUGUUAGGGAAGAACAAAACAAUGAUGGCGAAAUUAUACGUAGAGUUGUAAGACGACCUGUUCCUGUAAUCACACGCCGAACAGUUUAUCGCACGUUAGUGGUUACAGACCAAGGACAGGAAAGUGAGCUGGAAGCUAGUCAGGAAGAGCCUCCUGUUAGAAAAGGUGAAUCGGGUGGUAUACUUGAUCGAUUGGUAUCCAGUGUUCUAAAACCUAAAAGUGAUAAAAAAGCUGAAGAUAAAGAAGUGGAAGAAGUUGAAAGACGAGUUACAGAUCGUGUUAUUCUUCAUGAGGAUGGUAGGGAAGAACUUAUUGACCAGUACGAAUUAAUUAACUCUCUUGAUUCCCCGAAAGUUAGAACUGAGCCAGAGACUCAACGUGUUACUGAUUCAAAGGGCAGAGUUGUUAAAACGGUCGUGAUUAGGAAAGUGUAUGUCACAGUUAAAACUGUGGUGGUAAGAAAGGUUGUUGAAAAUCCAGAUGGAACAGAAUCUGAAAUAGAAAAAAGUUAUGAAGAACUUCCUGAUAGCAAGUUCGAAGAACCUCCCUCAACCGAAUCAUCAGUUACUCAUCGUCUUACCCCAGAGGAUGAUCCAAAAGUCAUUGAAGAAAUAGAGGAGAUUUCUCCUUUAGAAUCGUCUUUAAAAGUCGGUGACGAUCGUGAAGUUUUGUCAGAAAAUAAAUUACCAGAUGGUGGUGUUGAAAAGGUUGUUAAACAUAAAAGCGAGGUCACGUCUAAAAAGCUAAUUACCAGAAAAACAGUAGAAUACCCCACCACUACAAAAAAGAGGGAGCCGGAGGAAGACAUCUACGAAGUGCCAUAUGAAGUUGGUUCCACCCCUCUUACUGACAGUGUGGAAGAAAUUAAAGAUCCUAGGGGUAAUAUUGUUAAACGUGUUAUACAAAAACCGAAGCCUGUUCAAACUAGAAGAAUGGUUUAUAAAAAGAUUGUAUACACACCAGAAGAAGCUAAAGAAUUAAAACCAUCUGUAGAAGAUGAUGUUCCCCAGAUGAAAGAUAAAUCUCCUGACAAGAAAGGGGCAAAAGGUGUAAUUAAGCGACCAAAGCGGCCAGAUGAAAAGAAUCCGGAGAAAAAAUCUAAAGGUAAAAAGGAACCAGAGAAAAGCACGUCACCUGAACGGAAAACCAAAGGUCGACCAGAUACUACAAAGAAAUCUCCAGAUGCAAAAAAGAAAAUCAUUGGACGUCCUAAGCCACCUACUGACAAGAGAGACGAGAAAAAACCAGCGAAAGAAAUUGUGGAACCCACUGCUGUAAAUGAUAUACAGUCAGUGCCGGAUUUCCCAGAUGGGGAAGAGCUUGCGCCAGGCAUUCGUCAGAAGCCAAAGAAGAAGGGAACUAACAAAGAUGAUAAAGAAUCACCCAUGCAGGCCAAAGAAACUAGUCCGCGAACAGAAGAUCCAAGAUCCAAAAGGAAACCUGUGGAAGAGAUAUUAGAGCCAACUGCUGUGGAUGAUGUGCAAUCGAUACCAGAUCUUCCAGAUUACGAAGAACCUAUGUCAGGAGAUGAAAUAAAACCAAGAAAACCAAAAUCCAGCAAGGACGAUAAGAAGCCUGAAGAAACUGGUCAACAUCCAACUGAAAAACAACCUGUAGAAGAAAUGUUAGAGCCAACUGCUGUGGAUGGUGUGCAAUCGAUACCAGAUCUUCCAGAUAACGAAGAACCUAUGUCAGGAGAUGAAAUAAAACCAAGAAAACCAAAAUCCAGCAAGGACGAUAAGAAGCCUGAAGAAACUGGUCAACAUCCAACUGAAAAACAACCUGUAGAAGAAAUGUUAGAGCCAACUGCUGUAGAUGAUGUGCAAUCGAUACCAGAGUUUCCCCGCGAAGAGGAACCUAAAGUUGAACCUAAGAAAGGAGACACACGCCCAACAACACGUGGAGAAACACCAGGCAAAAACAUUUCGCCUCAGCGAUCACCGGAAAGAAAACCUAUUUCAACUAAAAAAUCUGAAGUGGAGCCUAAAGGUAAACCUAAGAAAGGAGAUACGCGGCCAACGGCUCGUGAAAAAUCCCCUGGCAAAAACAUUUCGCCUCAGCGAUCACCGGAACGAAAACCUAUUUCAACUAAAAAGGCUGAUGAAGAGGAGCCUAAAGGUAAACCUAAGAAAGGAGACACGCGGCCAACAGCUCGCGCAACAUCCGCUGGCAAAAACAUUUCGCCGCAGCGAUCACCGGAAAGAAAAUCUAUUUCAACUAAAAAGGCGGAUGAAGAGGAGCCUAAAGGUAAACCUAAGAAAGGAGAUACGCGGACAACAGCUCGCGCAUCAUCCGCUGGCAAAAACAUUUCGCCUCAGCGAUCACCGGAAAGAAAACCUAUUUCAACUAAAACAUCUAGCAAACCAAAGGAUGGUAAAAAGAAACCUCAACCACUGGAGGAUGAAGUAAAACCACUAGAGGUAGAGGAAGUACAAGCUGGUGCUCCAGAAUGGGAUCUAACCUUCUCACCACUGAUGACGGAAGAUGAUAAAAAGCGUGUUAGUGAGGAGCUGUUCAGAGUGCCAUCUGUACCAGAUGAUGAAGAGGACAAAUUUGAUGAAUUAAAACCUUCACGAGACACUCUUGUUCCACGUCGUUCAGAAGUUGUGAAAAGUGUGCCAUAUGACGAGAAGAAAAGACAAUCUGUUGAAUUCAAACGUGGUUCUAUUCCCUUGCAAGAAUUGUUUAUUAAACUUGGACGCCAUGAUAGUGGUGUGAGAGGAAUAUGGCAAACUAUUUUAUCUGAUAUUCCAGGUGAACACGUUGAAUAUGAUGAAUUUGUUACUUGGUUGAGCUUUGUUGAACGUGAGACUGCAGGAUCAAAGCUGGUUCCUGGUAAAUACGAGCCACUAAUGAAACAUAAAGAAUUUCAUGAGGGUGUCCAUAAAGAUUUAUUAAAGAAUAAGAAAAUUGUUGAUCAAGUUGAAAAGAUUCGUCCACUUCUUCUUGAUGUUGUUGAAGAAGGCCCAGAUCGGGAACAGGUGACGCAAGAACUAAACGAGCUGACCGCACGCUUUAAAAAGGUAUUUGAUCGCUCUGAAAAUAGAAAGAAAGCAAUUGAUGAAAUGGAGCCACUAUCUGAAGAACACGAGAAUCAAGUUGUUCCUGUCACGGAAGUCAAUGAUGCAGUGGAGGAGGGACUUCAGGUGAAACCAAGAACUGGCGUUGAUUUAAAACGUAUUGAGCAAGAAAUUGAUCGUGUAAAGGGAUUAAAAAAGAAAUUAGAAGACAAUAAACCUACGGUGAGGAAAUUGAAAAAAUCUCUUACAGAGGUCCAAAAACAUCGUACCGACGAGGUAGAUAAAGAACCUGUGGAAGAAGAAGCAACAAAAGCUAUCGAAAAACACGACGAGUUGUGCCAUGAUGUCGCUCAAUAUCUUGACACGCUUGAACGGCAGCAGCAGAAAGCGAAGAAGUUUUUCGACGAUGUUAAUGAUAUUAAAGAUUGGGCGCCAAAGGUAGAAGAAAAAAUAAAGCAAUCAGAACCUAAAUCCAAAGAGCCACAAGAUUUAAAACAAGAGUUAAAGCGUUUGGAUGCAAUUAAAAGCGAGAUUGAAAAGAAGAGACCAAUGUUGUUUGUUAUCGAUGAAAAUGGUCAGUGGUUGCUCCAAAACCUCUAUGUGACCGAUAAAACAGGAAGACGAAAGUCUACUGCAAGUGAAGUACAGCAGCGCCUUGCUGAAAUAACCAAUCUUGUGCACCAGCUCAACGAAGAGUUAAACUCUCGAAGAAGUCGAAUCAAUGCUAUUUUGGCCGAUGCCCUCACCUUUGAAGAUUCUGCUUCUCAAUUUGAUAAAUGGUUGACACCUGUAGAAAAAACCUUGGACUCGCAAAAACCUGUUUCGAUCAAUCCUGACGAACUAAAGAAUCAAGCGCUCAAGCACGAGCCGCUGUACGAAGACAUUUUGCAACACGAGCCUAUGUACAGAUCGUUAGUGCAUUCAGGCCAACUUCUGAUAGAUGGUACCACGGGAAAAGAGAAAAACAACUUCACCAAGAAAGUAAAAGAUUAUACUGAUCGAUACAAUAAGGUUUGUGAACGUGCCAAGGACCGACUUGAUAAAAUUGAGAAGGUGCUUCCCGAUGUUCGCGACCAUAAUAAUAACAACAAGAUCGUUGAAGACGUCAUCAAGCAAAGCGAACCCGUCUUGCAAUCAAUACAACCUGUUGGUAUCCAACCCGUGAAAGGUAGUGAACAAGGAAGGAAAGUAAAGAAUGCAAUCGACUUACUUGACCUGAACGAACCCUCAGUAUCCUACAUUAAAAGAGCUGCCACCAACUUAGAACAAAGUAUACCAGAAAAACAAUUGGCUCCUUUGAAAAAAUUAACCAAGACGAAUGCCGAUAAAUACGACAGCCUGCGCGUGAAGUUAAAAGAAAAAGAUGUUGCGUUAACCCAAGAACUUGUUGAUUCUGAACGAUUUGUGGAGUUGAUUUAUUCUAUGGAAGUUAAACAGACACAAGUAGAAGUUCUGUUCAAGGAGAUCAAGAAGGCUGGCAAAGAUCCUGAUUCAAUUGAUGAAGCAUUGCAAAAGACGAAAUAUGUAAUUGUCAUUAUAGAAGAGAUACUGGAAAUCAUUAUAGUUAUCGAGCAAAUCAUCGUUAUUUUGAAGGGUCGAGCCAAGGGUCAUCCACCAGUUUUAAAAGAAAUUGAUGGUAAAGCAAAUCAAGUAAAUGCUGAAAAGAAGAAAGCCAACCAAACGUUGAAAGCAGUUAAUGACGAGCAGAAGAAAAUGCUGGCCUUGCAGCAAAAUAAUAAAGAAUUAGACACGCAUGUACAAGACAUCAACAGCUGGUUGCCUAAUGUAGAAAGUGAGAUAGUGAAACGAACGCCAGUCUCCGCGAAUUAUGACAUUCUGAAGAAACAACAGGAAGAAAACCAGCCAUUGUAUCAAGAUGUAAUUCAGCACGAGCCUACGGUUAAACACAUCCUGAAAACCUCUCAAGAUAUCUUAAAGGACAAGAAACCAGGUCCAGAACGUGAUGUAUUGGAGAAAGCCACUGAUGAACUUCAACGACGAUGGAAUUACGUGAAUGAUAAAGUACGACAGAGACAUCAGCAAAUUCAAAGAAUUAUGCCACAAGCUCAUGUGUAUAGCAAUGAAGUUGAUCACUUCGAGCCGUGGCUUGAGGACGCAGAAAAACAAGUGAAAGCUCUCCCUGUCAUCAGUAGCAAUCCAGAAGAUCUAACACAACGCAAGCGUGACCUUGAGGAUUUAACUCGAGAGAUUAACCUACAUUCACCAAACCACAAGAAAGUCAACGACACAUCCACAAAACACUUCAGUGUUUGCCAGAAAGAACCUGAAGACGAGCCAGUGUCUGAAAUAGAACAAGUUCAAGCUGAGGUUGAACAUCUAAACACUCGAUGGAACAACCUUACUGCUAAUGUGAAAGAGCUUACAAAACAAUUGGAAAACGUAGAGAAAGAAGUAGUUAAAGCUACAGAAAAAGAAAAAGUUCUGGAAGAUCUCUUUAAGGAGGUUGAGAAAGUCUUAGAUACACAGAAACCUGUCAGCACUAAUCCUGCUACAUGCAAGAAAGAAUGUGACCGUAUCAAGAAUUUGAUAACUGAGGUUGACAAAAAAGAAGAGGACUUAAAAGCAUUAAAUACCUCGGCCGACAAUGCUCAAAAAUUAUUAGAUCAGUAUAAUGGCGACAAAGAAGUGAUCGAGAAAAAACAAUCACAGGCGAACGAAAAGUACAAAAAGAUUCGUUCGAAGCUAACCGAACGACAAGCAGAAUUGGAGGAAAUUGGCGAAAAGGCAGAAGAAUUCAAUGGUGAUUUGAAAAAGACACAGAAAGCCGUCAAGGAUCUUGAUAAAAAGUGGGAGCCACGAUUUAAAAAGCCAAUACCCAAGGACGAGAAAAAGGUUAAGGAUGUUAUAGAAGAGGUAGAGAAAACACUUUCCGAUCUUGCGCAAAAGAAGACCGACCUACAAGGAGAUUAUGCUACUGGAGAUUGGUUAAUCGAGAGAAGUAAGCGAGAUCCGUUGACAGUACAUGAGGUACAAUCACGAUUGGAUGAAGUACAGAAGCCAACAGAUCAAUUAAUUAAGAAAUUAAACGACUACAAGGGACAGCUUGUCAACGACUUGCAUCAGCGCCAAGCUCUUAAAGAGAAGGUCGAUGAUUUGGAUUCUAAACUUCAAGAUAUCGACGAUAGAUUAGUUUAUGUGAAACCCGUCUCUGCUAAAUUUACUGUUGCUAGAGGUCAACAAGAACAGUUUAAGCCUAUCUUCCACGAUGUAAUGGCAUUGAAACCGUUGUAUGAUUCGAUCACAACUGAAGCCAAUGAAGUCUCUAAAGAUCCAAAACCAGAAGACGAGGAAGAUGAGGUUGUUGAAAAGAAACUGCCAGAAGUCACGCAACACUGGGACGACGUUUUAAACACAGUCACUAAAUACAAUAAUCAGUUGACGUCUGUAAUGCCUACCGAAGGCAAUUACCAUUACACUUUGUUGAAAUUCGUCCCCUGGUUAGAAGAUGCCGAAAAGAAGCUGACGGACUUAAAACGAGAUGCCACUAAGAUGGAUGAAAAUGAACUGCCAAAGCAAAUUAAGAGUUUCCAACAAGACGUGGUAAAGAACCAACCAGUUCAUCAAGACUACAAUACAAGCGCAACCAACCUGUUGAAGAGGUGUGGCGAAGUGGAUGUCACUACAGAUGUUCCCUUCAUCAAAGAUGAAGUGCAACACACUAAUGAUCGCUGGGACAAAUUACGAGCUGGCAUUGAUGACGUAAAUAGCGAUUCAGCCAAACUGAACAAAUCAAUGAAAGACUUGCAGAAAGCUCGUGAACCUGUUGAAGAGUGUAUCCAAGCCAUGACUGUUGCUGCAGAUCAUGAAACUCCUGCAAACUUCGAUCUGGAUGGCUUAGAAUUCUUUGUUAACGAAAUGAAUGCUAACUUAGAAACUAUGCAAGAAAAGGAACCUGAGGUGAAAGAUGUUAACAAGAAGAGUGAUGACAUUUCAGCUUUCAUAGAACAGAGAGGAGGCGAUCCUAGUGAUGUCAAACAGAAAUGUGCAGACACUAACAAGCAAUGGAACGACGCCAAAGAGAAAGUCACUGAUAAGAGAGAUAAAUCGCAAAUGUUCUUGAAGCAAAUGGCGCAGUUUGUUGAAGCUGUUGAUGAUUUAGAUAAUUGGGUAAAUGUGAGCACCACUACUGUUACUAAUUUGGGACCAGCCAGUGCCACACCCGAAGGUGUUAAAAAGCAGUUGGAACAAAUUGAUAUUCUCAAAGAUGAAAUCGCUGGCCAGCAGGCUAAAUUAGCAGAAGCUGAAGAAAUCGGGGAUUGGUUGUGUGAUGAAAGUAAAGACAAACCUCAGUUUUGCGCCAAUGUGCAGAAUAAGUUAAACAAAGUAAAGAAACCACUAGAUGAACUACUUUCCGUGUUGUCUGACCGUAAAACACGACUCCACAACGUACUUGUUGCUAGUCAAGACUUUAAAGUGGCUUUCGAUGACUUUGUUUCCGAACUUGAUAAGCUGGACAACAAGCAAACCAAGCAAAAACCAAUCAGUGUUGACUGGAAGACAUUGAAGUUGCAGGAUGAAGAACAAAAAGCUGUCGAAAAGGAAAUUGAAGUGGUGAAACCAAUGUACGAGAAAUUGAUGGCUUCCGGUGACAAGCUGGUCAAAGAAUCCGAAAAGUCCCCCGAACGGGAUGCUUUGGAGUCAGAUCUUGAAGACGCGAAGAAACGUUUCGAAGGUAUUGUUAAGAAGUCAACUGAGAGACGAGAUAUUAUGGACAAGAUUAUUCCUAAAUCUGAGAAGUUCUUUAAUGACGAAGAUGAUAUUUGUGAUUGGUUGGAUGUCAACGAGAAAGUUUUACUGGAGUUGAAUGUUGUUCCAGUAACUUUAGAUGAAGCUACCAAGCUGGACAAAAAGAUAGAUGAGCUGGAUAAGGUAAUAGCAAAGAAAGAACCGGUUUACAAGAGUACUGCAGGAAGCUCUAAAGAUUUGUUAGCAAGUGCUGCCAAUGAAAACGUGGUACGCGAUGUUCCAGAAACAGAGAAACGCAUGGAUAGGGUAACAGAUAGAUGGGAGAAAUUGAAAACUGAAAAGACGAAUAAGAAAGACCGAACCCUGAAGUACAAGACACUAAUCCAGAACUACAAUGACACUGCUGAUCCGCUUAAAGAUGCUUUGGCACAGUUUGAAGACGCGCUAGACAAAAGACCAACAUUUGGAACUGACACUAAAAAAGCAGUGGACGAACUGCAAAGAAUUGAUGAUCUUAUUAGAAAGUUAGACACCCAUGAACCACAAUUAAAGUCGGUUGAUAAAACGAACGACGACUUUGUGGAUCUUGUUGAAACUGACAAAGGAGAUCCAUCUCGCAUCCAAUUCCAAACAGAUAACAUUAAUGACCGAUUUAAGAAAAUUAAGUCGGCUUUGGACGAGCGUAAGAAUGCACUUGAAAAAACGUCACGUGUUUUGGUCCAGUUUAACGACAUCACUAAAGAAAUUGGAGAUUGGUGUGUGGAUACGAAUGAACAAGUUGAUACAUUAGCGCCUGUAAGUAAAGAUCCUGAAGAAGCUCAGAAGCAAAUCAAAAAGAUUGACAAUCUGCUUGAAAACCUGGCUCGACAAAGAACGUCAGUGGUACCUGCUGAAGAAAAUGGUAAAUGGUUAACUGAUAACUGCCUUGAUGAUCGAAACAUGAGACCAGACGUACGAACUGCUCUAUCGAAAGUUUAUACUCCCUUGGAUUCUCUAGAAGCAAAGCUUAAUGAGCGCAAAUCCAAACUACAGAAUGCGAUGAUGCGUGGUCAGGAAUUCGACAAGUCAUUCAACGAUAUUAAUGACCGCAUUAGCUCAUUAGAAUUCCGCGCACAGCGACAAAAACCAGUUUCACCUGUAUGGGAAGAAGUUGCUAAACAACAGCAAGAACAGAAGACAAUGGUGAAAGAAGUUGCAUUAUUAAAACCGUUAUAUGAUCAGUUAAUCAAUUCUGCUGAUAAUGUUAUUAGCGCUCUUGAACCUGGAGAAGAGAAGGAUGUGACAGAACGUAAAGUGGACGAUAUCAAGAAGCAGUGGAAAGAAAUCUCCGAGAACGUGCAAAAACGCGACGAUCUGAUUGAUGAGGUCGAACCUCUCGCUCGCGCUCAUAACAACGAAAAGCAAUCCUUCAACGAAUGGAUUGUGCAACCUGAGAAAACAAUGAAAGAGCUUGAACAAGUGCCAACAACAAGAGAGGAGCAUUUUGCUUACAAGAAAGCAGUAAAAGACUUUUCGGUUGAUGUCGAAAAUCACGUACCUAAACACGAACUUUUGAACGAUACCUUAAGUAAGCUUGCUAAUGUAAUCAAAGAACACCCUGAUGAUACAGGAAGCAUGAGCGAUGUCGAGGAAGAUGUUACUCGUUUGAACAAACGUUGGGACAAGUUGGAUGCACACACGCAGGACUUGAAAGAAAAAGUUGACAAGUUACAAGCAGUCAUCGUUCCAUACCAUGACGACUACAGCAACGCUGAAAAAGUUAUCGAAGAUGUUGAGAAUGCAUUGAAGUACAAACCAACGUUUGGAGUUGAUGCUGAGCAAGGUAAAAAGGAGGUGGACCGUUUAGAUGAACUUCUCAAAGCAGUUGAACAAGCGAAGGAGAAGGUAGACAAGACGUGUGAUGACUCAAAAGAUCUUGAAAAAACCGUGGAUGAAUUGGACGGUGAUAAUUCUCCGGUUAAGGAAUCUACAAAGAAACUUACUAAACGAUUGAAAGACGUGCAGGAUGAUUUGAACAAGCGAAAGGCUGACGUUGAAAAAACGAACAAGGUUUUAGCGCAAUAUUUAACUUCUCUCGAAGAUUUGGGACAAUGGAAUAUGGGCACGACGCAGAAACUUGUUUCUGUCGGGUCUGUCAAACCAACACCCGAGCAAGUUCAACAACAAAUAGAAACAGUUGAUGGUAUAGAGGAAGAUCUCAAACGUACUCGCCCCCGUGUGCAAGCUUUACAAGACGCUGCUGAUUGGCUACUCGAAAACAAUGCAGAUGAUCGUGUUGCAUCCAGCGAAAUUAAAAACAAGCUUGCAAGUGUCUUGAAUCCAUUCAAUGAAUGUGCUGAUAAAAUCAACGAGAAACAGAACACUCUUCGCGCUUCUCUGUUGCAAACGCAAGAGUUUGAAGACACGUAUAAUACUUGUCUGGACAAACUAGCCGAGGCUGAGGUGCGCUUGAAAAAAGAGGAACCGUUGUCUGUAAGAUACGACGUCUUGUGGAAACAGGAUGAAAACUUCAAAGCUUAUGAAAGUGACGUUGCGCAAUUAAAACCUAUUAUCGAACAGGUUGAAAAAGCUGGAAAGAAAGUAAAGGAAGCUACAGAAGACAAGCCAGAGCGUGAUGACAUAGAUCACAAAGUGAAAGAUCUGCUAAAACGGUACGAUGACCUUGAAAAGAAUAUCAAAGACAGGCGUGAAAACAUCGACAAAUUAUCGCCAGUUGCUAAAGAAGAGGAUGUUAGUCAAGAUACCUUUAAACCCGUUUUAAAAGAUCUUGAAGAAGCAUGCGAUGAUUUAAAGAGUGUUCCUGAAACGCUACAAGAGUGUGAGAAACAACUCGCACAAGUUAAGGAAGUUAAAGACGAUAUCGAAUCUGCUAAACCAAAACACAAGGAUCUUAAUGUCAAGUAUGACAAAGAAAUCGAUGUGGCGAAGAAACUACCCGAGGAAGUGGCUGACGAAUCUGUCCUAGCAGAGGAAAUUGAGGAUUUAAACAAACGCUGGGAUGCUCUUCAAGCUAAUGUAAAAGACAAGCAAGAUGAAGUCACCAAACUCCACUACAGCUUUGUGAAAUAUCACGAACAAGAAAAACCAUUAGAAGAGGAGAUCAAGAAAUAUGAAGAGUUCCUAGCUCAGGAGCAACCAUUUGGUUUGGAUCCUGAAGAGGGUAAAAACACACUAAAUAAAGUAGAUGAGCUACUUCGUGAUGUAGAGAAAUGUGGUCGAAAGAUGUCGGACACAAAUAGGUGCGGUAAAGAUUUAGCUGACCAAUUAGAAGCUUCUCAUGCUGACCCAUGGCCAGUCAAUGCCCAGCUGUCAGAUUUGAACAGAAGAUAUGACGACGUGAAGAAGCAAUUGCAAGAUCGCAAGGAAGAUGUAGUCGACCAAGUGAAAACCGUUGAUCAGUUCUUAGAUGACAUAAAAUCUGCUGAGGACUCCCUUCAGGACCUUACCGAUAAGUGUGAUCAAUUGGAACCUGUCAGUGUGGAACCUGAGGUUGUCAAGGAACAGCUUGCAGAAGUUGAAGCCUUACUUGAUGAUGUUGCUAGUCAAAAACCUAAUCUUCAAGAUGUUGAUAAUUUGAGUGAAAAGGUUUGUCGAAACAACCCAGACGAUUUCUCCAUCAAAUCUGACGUGAAAUUCAAAGUAAAUAAAGUAAAGGAACCGUUGGAUCGUAUCAACGCGAAAUUAGUCGAAAGAAAAGAUAAACUUCAAAAAAGACUAGUUAGUUCGCAAGAAGUCCAAGAAACGUUGGAUGAUUUUGAUGACAAAUUGAAGAACAUUGAGAAAACUCUUUCAAAAUUCAAACCAGUUUCUGCCCGCAUUAACACUGUGAAGAAACAACAACUUGCAACCGAUCAACUUUAUGAUGAAGUUUCUCAUCUAAAACCAAGCUUUGACCUUCUUGAGAAGACAGCUAAUAAAGUUUUAAAGGAUUCUGAACCGAAAGAACGUGAACAAUUGGAAAAGAAGAUUAAUGACUUGAAGAAUCGUUGGGAAGAAUCUAAGGAUAAAGUCACAGAUCGUAAAAACCUGAUUGAGAAGGUUGUCCCUCUUGCGCAGGAUUAUGAUGAGCGUGAACAACCCUUGGCUGAAUGGGUGGGUGAGACUGAGAAGCUUUUGACACCAAUCACUGAUGAUAUUGUCAUGGAUGGAGAUGUGCUUGAAGAGGAACUUGAUAAACUAAAGGCAAUCAAGAAAGACAUUGAGAAUCACAAGCCUGGCAUGAAAUCCGUUGAUGACACGCACAAACCUCUCGUGGAAGCAGCUGAAGACGAUACUGAUGAUGUGAAAGAUGAAGUAGACUCCAUCACCGAGAGAUAUAACAAACUGAAAGCCGAUAUUGAUGAAAGAUGGGAUAAAUACUCUGCAUUAAAAGACAAAUUGAAUACAGUUGAAGAGCAAAUAGCACCUGUUGAGGAGACUAUAACCUGUUGUGAGCAAGCUUUGGAUAAUCAGGAACCUGUAGGUUUGGAUAAAGAUAGAGCGAAUGAACAACUGUCGGAACUUGAUGAUCUCCUGAAGAAUCUGGAUGAUAAAGAAGACGACAUCAAGAAGGUAGAAGCUGUCAACGAAGAGUUAAUGCAACAACCAGGCGUCGACACUGAAAGAUUGAAGAAAAAAGUCAGUGAUUUGAAAGAUAAACAUGCUAACGUAAAGGACAAUGUGAAAGACAAGAAGAAAAAACUGGGUGAUUAUAUCAUCUACAUCGAAGAGUAUUAUAUUAUCAUCGAAGAGAUCACGGAGUGGGUUGUACUAACCAAGAAAAAUCCAGCUUUCACAGAACCUAUCAGUACUGAUCCAGACACAUUGAAAAAGCAGAAAGAAAAAAUAGAAGGCAUACAAGAUGAGCUCAUCGAGAAGAAACCUAAGGUCGAUCGUGCCAAAGAAAUUAUGGAAGAGAUCGUCGAAGAGUGUAAAGAUGAUUUCACUGUCUGCACUGAAGUUUCGACUACUUUCGAAAACGCGCGAAAACCUAUGGAAGAGAUCGAAACCAAGAUUGACUCGCGUUUGAAACGAUUGCAAGAAGCUUUAGCUACAUCGCAGAAGUUCCAAGAUUCGUUUGAUGAUUUCUUAGAUAGCCUAACACACCUUGAGGAAAGAAUUGAUAAAGAAAAGCCUGUUUCAGCUAAAUUGGAUACUGUGAAAGAACAGAAAAAAGAGCAUGCGCAAGUCCAUAAUGACGUCAUGCAAUUGCAGCCGGUGUUUGAACGAAUCACAAAAGCAGCGGAUGAACUGAUUGAAACGUCGGAACCAGGCGAAGACAAGGAGAAUUUGAAGAAGCGAGUGGACGACUUUAAGAAAACUUUUGAAGAAAUGAAGAAGAAGUCUACAGAUCGACAAAAGAAACUCGCAGAUGAGGUGACUUCCACACAAAAGUUCGAAGAUGAGGAGAAGCCAUUCAAGUCAUGGUUAGACACAACAGAAGCUAAAAUUUCCAGCAUGGAUCCAGUGGGUUGUGAGGAGAGCACGAUUGCGCGCCAGCUUAAAGAUUUGAAAGACUUACAACGUGAAAUUGAAGAAAAGAAACCGAAAUUGGAUGAAAUUGAGAAAGUUGGUAAUUCCGCCAUUGAAAAUGCUGAUGUCGAUCAAGCAGUUGUCAAGGAUGAGUUGGAAGACACAAAAGAAAGGUAUCGCAAACUGAACGCUGAUCUAAAAGAACGCGAAGACAAAUUGAAUGAACUUCUACCAGUCGCACAAAAGUACAAAGAACAGUUGAAGCCGAUCGAUGAAUUGUUUGAUAAAGUUCAACACUGCGUUUCAUGCUCCACCCCGGUGUAUGGUAUUGACGAAGAUAAGAUCUCCAAAGAACAGGAUAAAGUCAACGAACUUGUGAAAGAGUUCUCUGAUGUCUUACCCAAGGUGAAAGAAUUUAACGAUACUGGUAAAACACUGACAGAUAAAGGCGACGAAGAGUCUCCUGAACAACCCGCAGUGAAAAAACAAGUGGAACAUACUAACGAUCGAUACAAACAACUUCGUGAUCAGUUACACGAGACCUCUGACAAACUGAACGAUUACGCCAACAAAGCGAAAACGUACAACUCUGAGAAUGUUGAUUUUGGGAAUUGGUAUGACAAGAUUAGCAAGACGCCAUCAAUUGUUGAACCGAUCGGAACUGAACCUGAGGUGAUUCGCAAACAACUUCGAGAAGUGGAGGCUGCGCAGGAUGAAAUCACUCGAAAGAAACCUGUGCUGGAAGACAUCAAAGACGCCGGUGAUUGGUUGGUUCGAAAUAACCGUCAAGAUAAUGCGUUGAAAGACGAUAUCGGCAAGAAAACCGACAACAAUCAGGAGAAGUAUGAUAAGCUGGCCACCAAAGUUGAAAUUCGGCGCGACCGAUUACAGAAGGCCCUUUCAAAAUGCCAAGAGUUCCAAACAAAUUUUGCUGACUUCACCAAAACCGUUGAUGAUCUUGAAAAACGACUCGACGAGGAAGAGCCUUUGAAUGCUCGUUUGGAACCGUUGAAGAAACAAAAAGAAGAGCAUGAGUUGGUACAUCAAGACUUAGUGCAAACGGAGCCUGUGUUUGAACGUAUCGUCGAGAACGGUAAUCAUUUGUUAGAUGAGACCGAACCGGGAGCCGAAAAGGAAGCUCUGCAACAACGAAUUGACGACACAAAAAAGAAAUGGGAAGAAGUCAAGGAUAAAUCAUAUAAGCGCAAAGAUGACAUCGACAAACUAUAUCCACUUGCGCAAGCUUACAAUGACGAUUACGUCACUUUCAGCGUUUAUUUGCAGGAUGCGGAAAAACGAAAGGACAAUCUAAAGCCUGUAUCUGCUGACCAGGAGGAAAUUUUAAAACAAUUGGAAGACAUCAAGGAAUUCCGAAAAGAUGUUGACGACCACAAGCCAAUGUAUGAAAAUUUCAAAGAAGUCAACAAUCCUGUCUUCGUGACCUGUAAAGAACUUGACAUCACAAAUGGGUUACCUGAGCAGCAAGACGAAGUGGAUGCCGUUGAUGAACGUUGGAAGAAGUUAAAUUCCGAUCUUGAUGAAAGAGAGAAGAAUUGUGAGGACGUUCUAAAGAAAUUAGCAGACUGUUCCGAUCAGUUGAAACCACUUGAAGAAUUAGUCGAAAACACACAAAACCUUGUGAAGUCACCAGUAUUGUUUGGAGCAGAUUUGGAGAAAGGAAAAGAAGCUAAAGAAAAAAUCAAGGGAUUGAAAGAUGAUUUAGAAAAGAAGAAACCAGAACUUAAAAAGCUAAAGGAAGAUAUUCCUAAACUUGUUCGUGAAAGUGGAGCUGCGCCUGAACCUAUUGAGGAAAAGAUAACUGCUUUAACUCAACAGGUAGAUGAGUGUGCUCUUAAUUUGGACGACUUGGACAAACUAGUUGAUGAUCAGUUAGACAAAGCCAAGGAGUUCAAUGAUGCUUGUGAGGAUUUAAAAACAUGGCUACCAGAAGCUCAAGAGUCACCUGCUAUAAAAGAUCCCGUUUCAUCUGAACCAAACGAUAUUUUGAAACAAAUAGACGAAAUUAAGGCUCUGGAGGAAGAAAUUGUAAAACGUCGACCACAAUUGGAAACUGCUCAGAAGACAGCUGCAGAGUUGCUGGAGGCGAACAAGAACGAUCCCGAAGCUUCUGCCGCUAUUGUUGAACAAUUAAAUAGCGUAACUCUCCCCUUCUCUGAUCUUGUCAACAAAUUAGAAGAUAAACAGAAGAAACUGUCGACGAUCAAGAAAGCUUUAGAUACUUACAACAAAGAAAAACAACCUCUAGAGGAGUUCAUAACUGCUACCGAACAGAAAGUUGAUCAACUUGAACCUUUCGGAUUAGAUGUGGAAAAGGGCGACGAACAACUUGCUGAAUUAGAUGAUCUUGUUGGUACCCUCGAAAAGAGAAAACCUGAAUUAAGGGCUGUUAACAGAGCUGGUCAGACGUUGAUAAGACAACUUGAUAGCCCAGACGAGAUCGAAAAAGAACUGGAUCAACUUAGCGAUAAGUACUAUGAGGUUGUGGACAAGGUUAAAGAGAAGCAAAAUAAUAAGAAAGAAAACUUGCAGAAAGUAAAACAUUUCCUCGAAAUAAUCGUUAUCUUAGAAGUUUACAUUGAAGAAACAAUCAUUGUAAUUGAAAAAUUCGAUGUAUCUGGAACAGAACCAGAGGCUGUGAAGAAGCAACUAGAAAAAGUUGAUGAAAUGCGAGAUGAUCUUCGAAAACAUUCACCCGAACUUAAAGAGGCGGGUGAUAUCAAGGACUGGUGUCACGAAAACCUUAAAGAACAUCCAAAGGUGCUCGAGAUGGUCGAUGAACGUAUGGAAAAAGUACAAGUACCGAUGGAAGAAGAAAUUCCAACUAAGUUAGAUGAACUGGAGAAGAAACUGAAAGAUUCUCUUGCGUCUUCCAAACAAUUUGUUGAUGACACUGAUGAGAUCGAACGUUGGUUGACGAAAAUGGAGAAAACACUAGAAGAAGAAAAACCAAUCUCUGCCGACAAAGACACGAACGCGCGUCAAGUUAACGAUCACAAGUACGUCGUUGAGGAGGUUACUGCACGUCAACCUAAGUUAGAGAAACUAUUGGAGGAAGGACAAGACCUGCUUAAGCAAGCCGAACCAGGCGACGAGAAGAAGGCUUUGGAGGAUAAAAUUGAUGAUAUUAAGAAACGAUGGGAAGAUGUGAAAAAGAAAACGAACGACCGAAAAGACAAGCUGGAUGAAGUUGAGGAUCUUGCAACAAAGUUUGAUGACAACAAAUCCAAAAUGCUUCCUUGGUUGGAAGAUAUGGAGAAGAAAGCAGAGCCCCUUGAUUGCAUCUCUGUUGAUCCUGAAGAGCUUUCGAAACAGCAAGACAUCAUCCUUGAAUUACUGGACGAGCUAGCCAAACAAAAGCCUGUUUACGAGGACUUCACAUCCUGCGGCAAACCCUUAUCAGAGAAACCUGAUACAGACAAGGAACCUGUCAAAGAAUGUGUAGAUGACGUAAAAUCUAGGUUUGAUGAGUUGCAGAAAAAACUCAAAGAAGCAGAUGACAAGUCUGAAAAGAUGAAGAAGGGAAUUGAAAGCUUUGAAGAAAAACGAAAACCGGUUGAAGAAAUUUGUGAACAAGCUCAGUUUGCUGUUGACGAGCAACAACCUGUUGGAGACGAUCCAGUGAAAGCUCAAGAAGAAGUAGAUAAGUUGAAGAAACUUUUAGACGAGCUUGUUGCUAAUAAACCAGGCGUCGAAGACGUUAAGAAAGCUGGCAAUGAGCUGAUUAUUGUCGAAGACAAACCCGACAACGUGACAGCAGUUAGUCAAAUAACGGAUGCUUUAGCGAAAAAACACGAGGACCUGAUCGAUAAAUUGAAAGAGAAAAUCGAUAAAUCUGAUAAAGCUAAUGAUUCUGUCAAGAACUUUAACGAUAAAGUAAUGGAAACUAAAGAUAAAACAUCUCCUAUCGAGGAGAAAGCUGGACAGCUUGAACCGAUCGGUGCCACUCCAGAAAAAGUGAAAGAACAACUCAUUGAAUUAGAAAAAUUGCAAGCUGAAUUGCAACAAGCGAAUAAUCUCUUCAAUGAAGCUGAAAUGUAUGGCAACGAAAUAAUCGACUUUAACGAAGAUGACCCAGAUGUAAAGAAGGAUAUCCAAGACAAACUUGCUGAGAGGAAGAAACCGCUCGAUAAACUUGCAGAAGAGUUAAAUGCCCGUGAAGAAAAAUUGAAGGAGAAAUUGCAAGAAUGUGGAGCGUUGCAAGAUCAAAUCGAUGAUUUCGUUCGACGUGUUAAAAAUCUUGAUGAUCGUAUCGAUGAACAGGAAAAGAAACCGUGUUCGAUGAAACCUGGUCAAAUGAGUGUUAUCAUGGGUGAUUUAGAGAAUAUCGAGAAAGACAUUGGGGAUGAGAAACCAGUGUUUGAAGGUAUCCUAGAAAAUGGCAAGAAGUUGCUAGAUUCCAUUGAGUCACCAAUGGAGAAGGAUGCCCUACAAGCGAAACUCGAUGAGCUUACAAAGUUGUGGGAUGACACUGGUGAUAAAUUCAACAAAGAGAACGCUAAAGAAGGUGAUGUCUUAGACAAAACAAAAAAACUGGACGAUAAGAUGUCUGAUCUUGAGAAAUUCUUGGAUGAUCAAGAAAAGAAACUUCGAGAUUUAGAGCCAGUCGCCUGUUCACCUGAAAAAUUAGAUCAACAACAAAAAGAAAUCAAUAGCUUACAAAACGACACAAAAUCUAAGAAACCAAGUUUAGAGGAGAUCGAGGAACUGAUAAAAGAAUUACAACCAGAAUGCACUGAGAAUGCACCUGAAGUGUUAGAACGGCUUGAUAACUUGAAGAAACACUUUAAUGAAGUCGAAAAGCUUGGGGAUGAUCGUCAGUCCGAGAUAUCAGAUGUUCAAAAGAAGGUGGAAAAGUUUGACAGUGUUGCAAGACCAACAAAAGAAAAGAUUUCGAAGAUUGAAAAAACUCUACCAGAACUUUCCUUGUAUGGAGCAGACAAACCAAAGAGUUUGGAAGUUCAAACGGAAUUACAAAAGCAAAUGAAAUUGGUUGAUGAUCUUCAAGCUAAAGUUGACGAUCUCGAAGGUAUUGCGAAAGAUCUCCAAGAGCAUCACCCCACUACUGAUUCCAAACACUUGCGCAACGAAGCUGAUGAGGUAAAAGAAAGACUUGAUAAAUUGAAGAAGCAACUCAGUGAAAAGACCGACGAAGUGGAUGGUGUCAUCCGUGAUUGGGACGAACUUGAAAACGAUGUAAAGAAAGCUGUUGAAACAGUCAAGAAAGCAAACGAUGACGUCGAAAAUAACAAACCAGACAAAUUCGAUCCUGAAGAGUUAGCUUGUCAAGUUGAGAACAUAAAGGCUGUCGAAGCUACCCUAGAUGAAAGCUCUCCACUGUUUGACGACAUUCAAAAACGUGGUCGUAAAUUACGAGAGAAGGGUAUUGGUGCAGACACGUUCGGUGAUCAAUUGUCAACAGUAGAUAAUCGGUUGCGAAACGUACAACGCGAUAUUCCAAGCCGUACAGACGAACUAGAGAAAUUAAAAGAUCAACUAAACGACUUCAAUGAAAAAUUAAAAGAUGCGGAGGGUGAUAUGGACGUUGUGGAGAAGAAAGUGGAAGAACAGAAGCCUGUUGGUGGAGAUAAGGAAACUAUCGAUGCUCAAAUUGGUGAUUUGAAAGACCUGGUUGCUGAAUUAGACAAGCUGCAAGAAAAAGUAACAGCUUUGAAUGAUGUCAGAUCUGAUCUGAAAUCUAAAUACCCUGAAGCAGAUAGCAGUAAGGUUGAUGAGCCAUUAGAUAAGCUGAACGAAAGAUUGGCAGAUGUCAAUCAAAAAAUAUCUGACAGACAAGGCAAAUUAGACGAUGCGUUGGUAAACUGUGGUCAGUUUAAUGAUGCUGUUCAAUCUCUACUGGGAUGGCUUGGAGAGACUGAAGAGCUGCUCGACAAUCAAAAGCCUGUUUCUGCUGCGGAUCAAAAUGUAUUGAAAGCUCAAAUACAGGAGCAAAAACUUCUAACAAGAAUGUUCGCCGAUCGUGAACCAAGCGUCGAGAAUCUUAAAAAGAGUGGUGAAGAACUUCUCGCUACAACUGAAGAUGAAGACAAAAAGGCUGAAAUUCAAGAAGACCUUGACAAAGUAACAGCGUUGUGGGAUUCACUGAAAGAUCGUGUCAAUGAUAGGCGAGAAAAACUUGAUGAUACCCUUGUUGCAGCAGAGAAAUUUAAUACAGAUCUGGAUGACGUUUUGAGCAAGCUUGAUGACCUUGACAAGAAAGUGAAUUCAGACGAGAAUGUUCCAUCAGCUGACAAAGCCAAGGUUGAUGAACAGGUUCAAAAGAUGAAGGGGUUGAAUGAUGAAGCAAAACAAAUUGAAGAACCUAUUCAAGCCGUGCUUGAAGAUCUGCAACAUUUGGAGCCUUUCUGCACACCAGAAGAACAAGCCGUGGUACAAGAUAAAUUUGCUAAGCUCAACCAAAAGUUCGACCGUUUGAACGACGACGUGCAAGACAAAGAACAGACAUUAGAACAAGCACACGAUUUAUUGGAAGACUUCUACAAUAAGGAAAAAGAAUUGGAUGAUUGGAUGGAUACUGUUGAAAAGGAUCUCGCUGAAAAACAACCUAAUGGUGCCGAGGCAGAAAAGAUUAAGAAAAUCCAGAAGGAUGUUGUAGCACAUAAACCUGAUGUUGAAAAAUUGAAAGAGAUUGCUAAAGAAUUGAAGAAAGUAGUAAAGUCUGACGAAUAUCCAGAAUUGAAAAAAGUUGUCGAAGCUGUAGAAGAGAAGUACAAGAAACUGAAAGCUGAUGUCGAUGAGAAAGCACGUGAUAUGUUCAUGGCGAAGGAGAAAGUUGACGCGUUCGAUAACAAUCUUGAUGAUUUGAACAAAUGGACUAAUGACAAACUGAAUGAACAACGCGUAAUGGAACCUGUCUCUGUUGAACCAGAGAAAAUCAAAGAACAAAUGAACGAACACAAGACAUUCACCGCUGAACUUAAUGGUAAAGAACCAGAAUUUAAAGAAGUGUAUUCUUUAGGUGAAACAAUCUUGAUGGGAUGCAAUGAAGAGGAAGCGCCUGAAGUCAAAGAUAAGAUCAGCAACUUAAAGUUUAACAAACAAAAAUUGGAUAAGGCGACUGACCAUAGAAACACUCAGUUAGUAGAGGGAUUAAUACUUGCUCUACAGUUCUCUGACGUACAUAAAGAUGUUGAAGGCAGACUUACCAACACUGAAAACCUGUUGAAACAAGUUGACGAAGAGAAAGGUCGAGGUGUAGAACUUCAAAAGGAGAAACUUCAAAACAUUGAAGAUAACAUCAAACAAUUACAACCGCAGAUGGCUACGUUAGAGAAAACUGGCACUGAUUUAAUCGGUAUCUGUGGUACUGGACAAGGUCCAGAUAGUGUGCAAAAGAAAAUGGACGAUUGCAAGGAAAGAUGGGAAGCUUUGAAAGUAGCUAGUGAAGAUAAAGGCAUCACUGUAGGUGCUGCAGCUGAACAAGUGGAAGCUGUGUGGGGCGAUGUUGAAAGCCUUAUAGAAAAGAGUCAAGCUAUAAAGGAAGAGUUUAAGCAGCAAAAACCUGUACCAGUAACAGAAGAACCAAUUGCCGAAGAAUUCAAGACGCUUGAAGAACAAGAGAACAAACUUAAAGAUCUUGAGGAGCCGAUAAAUGCUGUCAACAAAUCGAUCGACAAUCUUUUAGAAGAAGAUCCGAAAUCACCAACAUCCACUGCAUUAAAGGAUAAACAACGUAAGCUUAACAACUUAUCCAAGUUCAAUGUUGGUGCUUCCACCGAUCGUCGUAAGGCUUUAGAAAGCAGUGAUGAUGCUGCGAAGAAAUUCUGGCCAGGAGUUGAAAAACUGAAAGACACUUUAAUUGAUGUUCAAGCUAAAAUGGACGACCAGGGAGAACCAGGUAUCGAGCCUGAAGCCAUUGCUGAAAUGAUCAAAGAACAUGACGACUUACAUACCGAGUUGGAAAGCAAUGAAGAUGUGAUCGCUACUUUGGCUGAAUGCACGCCUGUUCUUGUGUCUCAAGCAGCACAAGAAGACAAGAUUAAGGUACACAAGGAGCUGUCUGAAGUUACUGACCAAUGGGAUAAUUUGGAGAAUGCAUGGAAGAAGAGAAGAGAUGAUCUGCAACAAGUUAAAGAUCUCGCAGAAGAAUUCACUAAAGACAAAGAUCACGUUGAAGAAUGGUUAACAGAAGCUGAAGAAACGUUGAAGCCUUACGCUGAGGUACCGGCUGACGUCGGAGAAUUAAGAGACAACUUACGGAAGUUAAGAACUUAUCAUCGCGAUUUGUCGAAACGACAGCACGAGAUCACAAAAUUAAACCAGAAAGGUGAAACUUUGGCUGAGAAAGUCAACGAAGACGAUUCACAGAAUGUUCGUGACAAGGUAGAUGAAAUUGAGAAACGUUGGGAAGAUUUACUCGAUAAGUCAUAUGAUGAACAACAGAAACUUGAAGACGCUUUAAUCGAGCGUGGUCAAUUCGGUGUUGCUAUUGACGAACUGUUAGUCUGGGUUGAUGAGACAAAAACAAACCUGACCUCAGAAGAAGAAGUACCAAAAGACAAGAAGUUGAUUGAAGUCGAAUUGUCGAAACUGAAGAUAAUUGCAAACGAUGUCAAGUCGCAUAAACCCAGUGUGACCAGUUGUCAAGAAGCCGCACAAAAGUUGGUAGACGAAGACAAGGCUCAACCUGAACUAAAAUCCAAACUUGAAGACCUGACUAAAGGUUGGGAUGAAAUCCAAGAAUUGUUAAAAGAAAAAGAAGAUGGCCUUCAAAAUGCUUUUGAUGAAUCGAGAAAGUUCCAAGGACAAGUUCGUGAGUUAAACAUCUGGUUAAGUGAAGCCAAAACCUUCUUGAAAUCAAAAGCUCCGAUCGGCGCGAAAUCCGAAACCGUGGAAAAACAACUGGAUAAACAUAGGGAGUUUGUAAAAGUUAUUGAGGUACGAGAAGAGGUGUACAUAUAUAUCAUCGAGACAUUUGAAAUCCUUAUUAAAUCUAGCGACAUCAGUGGCGCACGAGUUCUGGAGAAAGCCCAAGAGGAGAUUAAAACAUCAUGGUCUGUUGUCUCAAAAUUGUCUCAAGAGAAGUCGGACAAACUUGAAGACGCACUUGAAAAUUCUCGUCUUUUGGAAAGUUUGAUUUCAGAACUGGAGGUAUGGGUUGUGAGGGUGGAAGGAAAUAUAACCUUGUUUUCUGAUGUCAGCACCAUCUAUGAAACCAUCGUUGUGGAAAUGAAAGAUUUUGACGAGAUUUACCAGGAAGUUUCUGACAAACGAGAAGAUUUCCGUACCGUCAGAAAAACAGCUGAUAAGGUGAUUGAGAAUUGUACAGCAGAAGAAGCGAAGGAGGUCAACCACGAGAUCGAUGACCUCACUGAGAAAUGGAAGGGGGUCAACGGUAAACUCAAGACGCGCAAGAAGAUUUUGGACGAUAACUACAACGAAUCUAAAAUAUUCUUUGAAGGUCACGAACAAUUAAUGACGUUCCUUGAUGACGUUGAGAAUAAGAUCAAUAGCGAUUUAUCAGUCGGAAAAGAUGCUCCAUCCGUAAAAGCUCAGAUGAGAAAACACAAGGAAUAUCAAAACGAGCUUGGAAAGAAACAAUCCAAAUUUAACGCAACUGUUAAAGCCGGCAAAACUCUUGUUGAUAAGAGUCAACCGCAUGAAGUGACCAUCAUUGAAGAAAAAAUCACUGUUUUAUCUUCUCGCUGGGACGUUGUGUGUCAUGUUUCUGUCGAUAGGCAACAUCAACUUGAAGAAGCAUUGCUCUUCCAUGGAAUGUUUCACGACGCUGUGCAAGCCCUUGUGGAUUGGAUCGACACAGUCGAGCCAAGUUUGCUUAGCGAGACAGCUGUUAUGGGAGACGUUAACACCGUAAAGUUGUUAAUCGAUAACCACAAAGCUUUCCAACGUGAUCUUGCAAAACGAGAGAAGAACUAUGAGUCUAUUGUAAAGACUGGAGAAGCGAUGUUGGAAGAAGGAAAAGUCGAUGAUGUUGAAGCUUUAAAGGAGGAACUAGACAAUCUAAAGAACCGAUGGGAAAAUGUAGGACAAGCUUCUGUAACUAAACAGGAGCGCUUGCAAAACGCUUUCACUCUUGCGAAGGAAUUCCAAACUGGUGCAAAAUCAUGCUUAGAUAACAUAAAUUCUUUGGAAGAUGAACUAAAGGGACAAGGUCCUAUUGCAGAAGAUGCUCCUGGCAUUAAGAAGCAGCAAGAAGAAUUUAUUGUUUUUAUGGAAACAUUGGAAGAAGAAGAAGUGCGUGUUAAUACUUUGUUAAAGAAAGGAGAAGUUAUUCUCAGGUUCUGUCACCCGUCAGCAUUAACCACAAUUCGACAUCACAUAGCAGUUGUUAAAAAGCGAUGGAAUGACAUAUCUGGUUGGGCGAAACAACGCAAAACUAGACUCGAUGAAGCUCUUGAGCAACUACUGGAAGAGGAGAAGUUGUCGGCGUUGCUUUUAGAAUGGCUUACUGAACAGGAGGAUAUUUUAGAUCAGCGGGAAAAAAUUCCACUUCCUGAUGAUUAUAAUGUACUCACAGAACUGCUUGAAGAACAUAAGUUAACUCAAGAUGGUGCUGAGCAGAAACAACCAGACUACAACAAGAUCACUAAAAACGCCAGAAGAAAACCGUUAACUGACCGUCAACGUCGAGCAAUGUCAGCUGCUUCUCGUGGACGACAAGAUCCAAAUGCUUCAAAGAGAGAUUUUUUCAACCCAAUGGUUUCACAGCUGUCGAAAGGUUGGCAACGCUAUUGGUUAGUGCUUAUGGACCGCAACAGACGUCUUCAAGAAAAACUAGACCAAAUCCGCAUUCGCAAAGCCGCUGCGGAGUUUAGCUGGGAUGAAUGGAAAGACCGCUUUAAUGGCUGGUUGCGUGAAUCUAAAUCAAGAGUUCUUGACAUGUGGCGAAAGAAUGACAACGAUAAGGAUAACAAACUUACUCGCGAUCAGUUUGUGCAUGCAAUAGACGAUACUUCUUUCCCUGCGGAACGAUGGGAGAUUGAACUUGUGUUCGAUCAACACAAACGUCAUAUUCUUAUUACGUAUCAAGACUUCAUGGAUGCUCUGAAAGGACGAAAACGCAAGCCUGAUAAACCGCUGACCGAAGCUGAACAAAUUCACGACAUCAUUGGCGCAGAAGUCUCCAAAUGUUGUUGCGCGGAGAUGUACAAGAUGGAAAAGGUUGGAGAAGGAAAAUACAAGUUUGGAGACAUGCAAAAAUUACGUUUGGUACGUAUAUUGCGAAGUGUGGUGAUGGUUCGUGUUGGCGGUGGAUGGGAAACCCUAGCUGAAUUCUUAGAUAAAAAUGAUCCCUGCAGAGCUGAAGGACGAACAAACUACGAGCUUCGAGAGAAAUUUAUCAUGCCUGAGCACGCCAGUCAGGGUAUGCAAGCCUUCAAAUCAAAUUUCGGAAAGAAAGAACCUUCCAUGACACGAGAUCGUCCUUCCGUAUCAAGAGAGGGCUCAAGCUCAGGUAUUCCUAGAAGAAUUACCCGAGAGAAAUCUGGUGGUGAUAUAAAAGGUGGUCGUCUUUCUGUACCAGGCAUGACGAGAAAGAAAUCUGAUUUAGAUAGGGAAGGCAGGAAUAUACCAACUUACAAAUCUAAGGAUUACUCUGGUGUGAGAGGUAGUGGAUAUGGCGCGUCUCCAAAGAAAAAGAGUCCAAGUGCAGAUUCGCCUAUGACUAGAACACCUUCACAACCUAAAAUAAGUCGUGAACGAUCUGGUGACGUCUACUCUAGGUUGUAUGGAACACCCAAAACAACAGCUGGAAAAACUACAGCCACGCCUCGAACCUCUACCAGUACCGCAUCAAAAAGCGCUACCCCAAGAACUUCUAGUGCAAAAACGCCUACAAAAUCCGCCGUCCCAAGAAGAACGUCAUCUUCUAGUACUGACAAAGAAACCAAGAAAAGCACUUCCACCAAGGAACCAGCUGUACCACGUGUCUCCGUGACAGGAACAGAUGGUUCUUCUAGUCCACCAAAAGGUGCAACCACCAAACCCCGUACAGGAGGUGUUUUCGAACGGUUAACCACUCAAGGUACAGCCACCAAGAAAGGAGUAGCAAAGAAAGGAACUGACGCUUCUACAAAAACAGACGGAGCAACGAAGAGAAGGACGUCGACCAAAAAAUAGAUUCGCGAGUUACGUGAACGCGCGAGUUACGUAAACGCGCUACAAAACUAAACGAGUCUUUCUGAAGAAAAAGAAGGACGAAAAUAAACAUUAAAAGACAACAAAAAAUAACAAUAUUAUAAACGAAAUUUACAUUCAUUUGUAACUUCUUAGGAUAUUUUUAAAACUUAGUCUUUGAAACAGAUUUCAAUUUAGUUUUUUUUAAAACAAACAAAAGUGCAGCCAAUCCUUGGUCGCCAUGAAUGAAAAAAUUCUGUUAGUUCAUACUUACGUUGUGUUUCAAAUUUAGUUGUUUACAAUUUCGUAAAAUUAUUUUUUUGACAAUUUAUUAACUUUUGUACUUUUUUUUGUAUAUAGUCAGCACUUUUAUGGAUGCCUACAUUGUAAAUGAUGCACCUCAUCUACGCUUGUCUAUCUGUAACUUUAAUAACUUAUUUUUCGAUAGACUUCACAACGAUACGCACGUGGAAUUUCUUUAUGUUUUUUUGUACGGACAAACCCUAUUAAAAUAACAAACUUUAGAGUGACUUCAAUUCGGCCUGUGUUGAAGUCAUUCUUCAGGAAAGUAACAUUUUAGGAGAUUUAUCAUGGCCUGUAUAAGUCUUUUGAAAUGUUACUUGAAAGCGAGGCUUUUUAUAUAUUACAUCUUGGCCUGUUUAGCCUCGUUUUAAUAUAGGGUUCUUAGAAAUUAGGAUAGGAAAAAAAAAAUCUGUUUUUUUGUAAUAUUUGUGUUUGUGUUGUGUAAAUAUUUGUAAACAUUUAGGGAAAUAAGAAUUGAAAAUAUAAUUUAACAAAUAAAA
Hydractinia symbiolongicarpus is the source of this 55288-nucleotide messenger RNA. RefSeq lists its product as uncharacterized. The coding region runs from base 132 to 54488 and encodes 18118 amino acids. Gene Ontology annotation, molecular function: actin lateral binding; microtubule binding; calcium ion binding. Gene Ontology annotation, biological process: actin filament bundle assembly; actin cytoskeleton organization. NCBI's taxonomy places the organism in Eukaryota, Metazoa, Cnidaria, Hydrozoa, Anthoathecata, Hydractiniidae. The transcript has 75 exons. The record is from RefSeq and is a predicted model, not a curated record. Gene Ontology annotation, cellular component: cortical actin cytoskeleton; actomyosin contractile ring; cell junction.